AUGGCGGAGGCCAUUAUUCCUACCCCACCACGAGGCCUGAUGGAUACUACGUUAGCCAGACUGGAUGCCAUCUUUCUGGCCUUCUGGAGCAAACUUGAGGAGAGGCAACGAGAAGUAAGCCUGCCGCAUCACUCACCCCCUGAACCUCUAUGGACAUUCCACAGGCUUCACAGCCAAGACUCGCUCCUGGUGACAAUUGCCUGUUUCCCGGACUACCUAUGCAUUACUUCACAUUAUGCAAUUUAACAUCUACCAAGACCACUCAAUGCACACCUAGGAUCGCUUCACCUUACUAGUAUGAUAACGCUAUUAUUUUGUAUCACCUUUAGCUUAGCACAAACAAAGUUGAGCUGUGACAUGCCUACCUACCUCACUCACUAUUAAGGCUAAGAAUACACCUUCUUCGAUGAUGCUACAUUUAAUUUAAGUUAAUCUACUUUUAUUUUCCUGCCUUAAUGAUAGCCCAAAAUUCUAUAGUCUGCCUGGUGGUAACUUACUCUAAUAACCAUCUUGGUUACGCAUGUGACCCUAUAAUCUCACAACACUCUCCGUAUGUAAAUCUCUAGCUGUAACUCGUAAGCAAUCACUUGUAACUGACGCAUUGAUAUAACUCUAGAUAAAACUACAUCAUAUAAUAAUAUAAAAUGUGCAAUGUUUAUGCCGAACAAUUGUUUUCACAUGUUCACUGAUACGCUGGCAAUAGCUAUUGUGGCAUUGCUUGCCUCGUUGUAUUUUUCUUCUUGCACAAUAAAAUAAAGAAUUUAAAUAUUUCAUAUAGCUGUCUUAGAUUCUGUGACUCAGCAAACCAAAUUUUUACAUUUAAAAUUGUAAUUAACGCCUAGAAAUAUGUGUUCUAAAAAUAAUUAUUACAAUGUCCCAAAUGGCCAGGAUUUUAAUCAGGACUAAUAAAUCUGUUUUAAGAUGUAUUUAUUUAUUUAUUUUUGCAGUAGCUGUGUAGAAAUUAUUAUAAACAAAGAUAUGUGGAAAAUGCAGGGAGGGGGUUCAUAUUUUUUAUAUUCAUAUGUAAUGUUGUGCCAUGCAUACCUAUAGGGCAUCAAAAGACAGACCUAUCCUUCCUUGAAAAAAAAUGUUUGAGUGCACUUAAUUGGGGGAAGGAUAGUAAAUGGAACGCAUAGCAAAAAGUGCAAGGAGGGCUCAGUCAUGGUACAUGGACUUUUAAAAAUGUCUCCUAUUCAACAUGGCAGGCUAAAGGAUUAAACAGACAUUGCAGUAUAUAUUUAGAAAUUGUAAAGGCUUUAUUAAAAUAAUGCAUACACAGGAACACAUAGACACAAGCAUACACCCCUCAAAACAGGCACAUACAGGUUUAGGUGCACACAGGCAGGCAUACAUAGUCGCAGACACAGACUGGCACAUACACACGCCUGCACACUGUAAAAAAUUUUUUUAAAUGUUUGUUUUAAUAUUCCUUGGAGGGCGGGCAGCAGCCAGUUAACUUAGUAGAGCCAACCAGCACUUCCAGGAUCCAAAUCUGUGUGGUAUUGUCUCCAUACUGUUCUCUCUCCCAGUUUUUUGAGUCUCUGCCGAGAAUGGAAAUAGUACAGUGAUAGACCCGGGUUACAGUAUCAUGUUCAAUUCUUCGCUAUCUGAAUUUCCCUAAUUUGCUGCAAUAGCCCCUGGCUGAGAUUAACAUGGAGACCUGGAGUAAGAGCAGCAUAGAUGAAAAAAAAACACCUAUUCAGAUCCUUUGCUACGGGGCCCUUCAUUUGGGUCUCUAUCCCACCCAACUCCCCCAGUGACGCACAUGGCAGAAACCAUUUACAAAUCAUUUUGAGAAAUCCAUAAGUAGGAAUUCUAGGAAAACACUGCAAAACUGAACAACCACAUGCAGUUUCCCAGUGACUGUGGAAGGAUUUUGAUCUACCUCCAAACAAUGCAAACCAGCUGUCGUUCUGUAUAAUUUUGUGUAUCUAUUUAUUUUUCAGCUUCAUGACUUGUUCAGAGCAAGAUUGGUGCUUUGGCCAAUCUGCUAAUGCAAAUAAUACGUUACAGAUCAGCCUAUUAGUUUGAGUCAUGGAAUCAGAUUAUAGAUGGCUUCUAAAAUCCAAAUUCAUAUCGAUACAAAUCACAUGGGGAAAAAAAGCCAACAUUUUAAAUGUUAUCUCGAAGUUAGAUUCACCUAUAGUGCAUUUGUUGCCAUUAAAAACAUCUUAAUAGUUAAUGGGCAGAUCAGUGUCUCAAACUUUCAAAAUAAACAAGCUUUUAAGCAUUGUCAAUACAUUUAUAGUCCGGUGUAAGAGAACACUGUUUGCUUUCCUAAACCAUUAGUCAUUUCGGCCUCCCGUGCCUCCAGACUAAUUUACGUGUUGUCUUCUUUUGCAGUAUCUUCUUCAGGAAGAGUCAGUGUGGAAAAUUCUGGUUUGCCGAUGGAAGAGCCUGUUACUAUUUGUUCUAUUGACAGCUGCAAUAAUCUUAGUGCCUUUUUUUGUUUAUCAAAUGAAAACCUUGUCGCAUCCACCUCCUGAUGUACUAUUUAUAGCUGCUGCAAUAUGCUCGGGUACCAUUGCAGAGACCCUCCUUAUUAAGUAAGUACAGCUAACCACAAUAACACCAAUUAUACCUUGUUAUUAUGGAGCAGGUGUUUAAAUGUAUUCUCGAACGUAAGUGUGAAUUAAUUUAAUAUGACCGUUUAGUAUAUUAAACGACAGGACAUUUGAAAACAAGGAAAAUAUAAUUCUAUAUUUCCUGUUGAAUUAUUACAUAAAGAAUGUAAUAAAAUAUGAUCUUCUGAUAGCAAAUUAUUCAAAACAGUAAGGUGAAUCCCUUUAGAACUGACUUAUUUUCUGCUACAGACUGGGAUAAGAUUAGAUUUGAAGAAAAAGACAAUAUUUCACUAUUUAAAAAAGCAGUAAAGUUAUAAGGUGCAAUGGCGCUAAAACAAAGUGCAGCAACGGGGUGUCAGGAUUACUGUUUGAUCCAGCACGUAGAACUGUAUAGCAUGGAUGCCCCAAUAGAGAUCGUAAUAGGGACAGUUUUGUGGGUUAUAAGCGGUUGUGUGAGUGGUCUACCAUCAAUAGCCUGACUGGUAUCUCAUUACCCCUAAUAAACUGGACAUCAAUAAAAUUUCCAGCAGCACCUGAGUCCAUUAGGGAAAUCAAGGGAAAUAGAUACCUCAAGGAGGAAUCUACUUUUGGUUUUGUUAGAGGACAACUCCAUCACACCUAAGAUCUGUCCCCUUAAGGUUCUUAGGUGCGGAAGUUUUCCGGAUGCACUGGGCAAUUAGUUAUCAUAUGUCCCUUUCUACCGCAAUAUAGGCAUAACCCCUCCCUUCUCCUAUACUGUUUAUCAGCCUCCGACAGUCUAGUGACCCCCAACUGCAUAGGUUCGGGUUCGGACUGUACAGGGAGGUUAGACAAAACAGGUUUAGAGAAUUGAGGUGCUAGGGACAUAGCCGUACGUCUGGUCUUGCUUCUGGUGACUUCUGAGUCUUAACCUAUUAUCAAUAUGCAUGACAAACGUAAUAAAUUUGUUAAGACUCUUAGGUAAUUCUUUACCGGCUAUCUCAUCUAGUAUAGUCUCUGAGAGACCCUUUUUGAAUGCUGAGAUUAACCCAUUGUUAGUCAAGUCUACCUCGGAAGCUAAGGUACGGAAUUCAAUAGCAUAAUCCAACAUAGACCGGUUAGCUUGUCUGAUGUGCAUUAGGGCAGUGGAGGCAUCAUCCUCUCUACCCAAUGGCUCAAACGUGAGCUUGAAUUCGGCAAGGAAUUCCUGGUAAUUAUGAGCUAUGUUUAGAUUACUCUCCACAACGGAUUAGCCCAGGCAAGGGCCUUGCCCUUUAAUUGAUUAAUUAGAUAACCAAUUUUUGCUCAAAAUGGUACUCCACCUGAUUAAGAAAACCCCUGCAUUCCUGGAUAUUGCCAUCAAACUGUAGGGAUGCCGAUAAGGAGAUGCUAGGAGUCCUAUUAACAGUGGGUGGAGGUACACAGGGUAGAGGUGCUAUAGGAGUAGACGCUGCAGGCUGCAGAUGCGCCGUUCUAGCGAGAAGCCUACUAAAAGCCUGAGUGAAUUGAUCCAUGCGGUGAUCAUUCUCCUCUAAUUUCCUCUCACAAGCAGCUAUGUGCUGACACAGUUCUACAGGAUCUUAAUGUCAGGAUUACUGUUUGAUCCAGCACGUAGAACUGUAUAGCAUGGAUGACAAAUAAGUAACGUAUUACCGGUCCUUAGAAUGGCCGGAUUUAACGUACAUAGAAUAGUCAAAAAUACUAGCCGAGGUCAGGGAACACAGAAAUGGACGCAGCAAUGAGGAAAGCCAGGAGUCAGGAUACCAGAAUAUAGAGAAGUCAAUAAACAAAGCCAAAGUAGAAACCAGGUAGAAAACUAAUAACAGGAACGCGCUCUCAGACAACCACAAGGGAAACCACGACAGGGCACUGAGCAGGAUGAGAACUGAGCCUAAAUACCCCUCCUCUAGGUCUGAUAGGCUGUAACCAUCCUUUGACCCCAAAGUCAGUUACCAGGUUUCAUUUGCAUAAUUGCUGCUCAGCAUUAACCCUUCUGUGGAUUAGUUUGCUGCUCAGCACAACUUUUCCUGUGUGGACAGUAAAUGUCAUUAACCACAUUUCUAUAAGCAGAUGAAUACGUGGCACGGGGUCACCUUAGUGUGUUGUCACUCCCACACUAAAUACAUACGGAAAUGGAAAAAGCAGGCCAAGGUGACAGGCGCACAAAUUAGGUAAACCUCUUUUAGGCAGGUUACAAGAUAGAGACCUAAACAGCACAAAAUAUAAACAACAUCAUAGUGUAAUAUGUUUGAAGAUAUUUUAGCAAGUGGUGAAAAUUGGCACACUCACAGAUGUUUGAGCCUCUCAAAAGCUGGCUCAGACUGUAUGGUAGUUUCUCCCAAUACUGGUUUGUUGAUCCAAACACCAGGUGCCACCAGAUACAGCAACUCCAAACAGGUUAGUGCUCUGGAACCAGGGUUGAUGAUAAACAGGUUUUUAUUUAAAAAUAACUAAUAGGAAAUAUAACAUCAACCCGAGUAAGACAUAGCCAAAGGUCCAAAUGCAUUGUGCUGCACAUUUGAAAGACUUGAAUGUUGAUUUUAUAUUUCCUAUUUAUUUAUAUUCCUAUUUAUAUGAUGUUGUUUGUAUUUUGUAAAGUUUAGGUCUCUAUCUUGUAACCUGCCAAAAAGAGGUUUACCCUAUUUGUGCACCUGUCACCUUGACCUGUUCCUAAUAUUUCACUGUUGUUUAGGGAGAAUAGACCUUAAAUCUGUUUUACCUUUAUGAUUUCAAAAAUAUCUUUAUUACCCCUCCCCCUCAAUUUCAGGUUUAUCAAUGAGCUAAAACUGGUUUUAUCUUGCUGUACAAUUAGUAGAUCUAGCCUCCUUCCAUAGACCCAUUUAAUGUUUUUUUGUUUGUUGACCUUGAGUUAAAAAAAAACAAAGUACUUAUAGCUAAGGUGACAUGGGCAGAGGAGAGGAAGAAAAUUAAAACUUUUCUAACUUGAACUUACUGCAUGUACCCCCUGUGACCAUUAUCACGCUCUAGAUUUGGUGAUUCAUAUCAGAUUUUGUUAUAUAUAAUAUAUAUAAUUCUGUGCCCUUUUGGUUCAUCUGAUUCCUUUCCUGAAUCCGUUUAUUGCCAUCAAAGUUCUGCAGAGCCAAACCGACAUGGCUGGAAUUAAGCCAUUUGGAAAAAUAUUUUAUUUUUAGGUAAAAAAGGUUCAGAUUAACUCCAUAACGUCACCAUGCAUAGGUCUAUCACAUACUCUAGUGUAUCGAACAGAAUUGCCUAACAUUCUAACUUUAUAAGCCUUCCCCCGCCCUACAGAGCUCAGUCUGCGUGGAGCCCUCCAUGGGUGAAGAUGGAUUAUUUUUUUUGCGCUCUAGUUUUUUGUUUUUUUUCUUCAAAGUGCAUUGGUUAUUAUGGAUUUUUAUUUGGCCUUUUUGGGGGCUGAAAAAAGAAGAUUUUAGAAGAAAGAAGACCUAUUUAUUGGUCCCCCCUCACUAUUUUUAGGUUGAGGGGGGUAGGUAGGGGAUAAUUUUUUUUAGGAGGGGGUGACUAGGGGUUUGGGGACCCCUAGUCACCUGGGGGGGGUUAAUUUUUAUUUAGGUCCCCCACCCGCCGCUCAGGGGUGGGGACCAGGGAGGAAGACAAUAGGCCCCCCUUAUUGGUAUUUAUUAUUAUUAUUAUUGCCAUUUAUAUAGCGCCAACAGAUUCCGUAGCACUUUACAAUAUUUUGAGAGGGGGGAUAUAACAAUAAAUAGGAUUAUUACAAGAAAUCUUACAGGAACAAUAGGUUGAAGAGGACCCUGCUCAAACGAGCUUACAGACUAUAGGAGGUGGGGUAUUAGAAACAUUAGGACAGGAAAUAUCAAGUAGGAAUGAAGCAGAGCUGGAGGAGAGAGCAAAGCACUGUCCCAUAGGAGAGAGCAGGAGACAGGUAUGUAAGGUAGAGAUUACUCUGGGAGGCCAUACGCUUUCCUGAAGAGAUGGGUUUUAAGGCCCUUCUUAAAUGAUUGAAGACUAGGGGAGAGUCUGAUGGCAAUAGGCAAGCUAUUCCAUAGGAGAGGAGCUGCCCGCGAGAGGUCCUGCAAGCGCGAGUUGGCCGUACGGGUGCAAGCAGCGGUCAGGAGGUGGUCACGGGCAGAGCGGAGGGUACGAGGAGGGGCAUAUCUAUGGAUUAGUGAAGAGAUAUAAGAGGGGCUAGAAUUGUUCAGUGCUUUAAAUGUAUGGGUUAGCACUUUGAAUUGACUCCUAUAGCAUACAGGGAGCCAAUGUAAGGACUGGCAGAAGGGUGAGGUGUGAGAGGACCGACUAGAAAGGAAAAUCAGUCUAGCUGCAGCAUUCAUUACAGACUGUAGCAGGGCAAUAUGGCUUUUGGGGAGACCAAUCAGGAAAGGGUUACAGUAAUCCAUGCGGAAAAUUACUAGAGCAUGGACAAGCUCCUUGGUAGCAUCUUGCGUAAGAAAGGGGCGGAUGCGGGCUAUGUUUUUGAGUUGGAACCUACAGGACUUGGCAACAAACUGGAUGUGAGACUCAAAGGUGAGACCAGAGUCAAGUAUGACGCCAAGACAGCGCACUUGCAGGGAUGGACUUAUGUGUAUAUCACUGACUUGAAGGGAGAGCGAGAGAGUAGGAUCAGUACUAGGAGGAGGAAAAACAAGGAGUUCAGUUUUAGAGAGGUUAAGUUUCAGAAAGCGUGAGGACAUCCAGUCAGAGAUGGAAGAAAUGCAAGCAGUGACACGUUGCAGGACGGCAGGGGAGAGGUCCGGGGAGGCGAGGUAUAUCUGAGUGUCAUCAGCGUACAGGUGGUAGUGGAAUCCAAAAGAGGCAAUAAGUUUACCAAGAGAGGCAGUAUAAAGAGAAAAUAGAAGGGGGCCAAGGACAGACCCUUGGGGAACUCCAACUGAGACAGGACGAGGGGAGGAGGUAUCCUUGGGAAAGGAGACACUGAAUGAGCGUUGGGAGGGAUAGGAGGAAAACCAAGAGAGGACAGAGACCGAGCGAUUGAAGAGUUUGAAGGAGGAGAGCAUGAUCAACGGUGUCAAAGGCAGCAGAGAGGUCAAGGAGAAUUAAUAUGGAGUUGUGACCUUUGGAUUUAGCGGAGAUUAGGUCAUUAGUUACUUUGAUAAGAGCAGUCUCAGUAGAGUAGAGAGGGCGGAAGCCAGACUGAAGAGGGUCAAGGAGAGAGUUGGAAUUAAGGAAGCGGGACACACGGGUUAAGACAAGUCUUUCCAAAAGCUUUGAUGAGAAAGGGAGCAGGGAUAUGGGACGAUAGUUAGAAGGGGAGGAUGGGCCAAGAGAUGUUUUUUUCAGGAUAGGUAUUACAGUGGCAUGUUUAAGGUCAGCAGGAACAGUGCUGGAAGAGAGAGAGCAGUUAGAUGUUUGUUAGGGUAGGCACAAGACAAGGGGAGAGAGAUCUGAUGAGGUGAGAUGGGACAGGAUCGAGCGGGCAAGUGGUGGGGCGAGAGGAAUGGAGAAGCGCAGCCACCUCUUGUUCAGUAGCCGGGUAGAAAGUCUGGAGGGUAGGGAAAGCAUGAUUUACAUGUGGUUGAGAAAGAGAACAGCAAGGAGGGGAGAAUUGUUUCCUUAGCUGUUCAAUCUUGUCGGUAAAGUAGCAUGCAAAGCUAUCAGCUGUAAGGUUAGUUUGGGGGGUGGCCACAGCAGGGCGGAGAAGGGAAUUAAAGGUGUCAAAGAGACGUCUGGGAUUGCGAGAGCAUGAACUAAUGAGAGAGGAAAAGUAUGACUGUUUGGUGAGGGCUGCGCUGUAUGAAAGCAACAUGAAUCUAUAAUGGAGUAGGGCCCCAACCCGCCGCUCAGGCAUGGGGGCAGGCGGGAGGACGACAAUAGGUCCCCCCCCAUAUUCUAUCUUAGGGCCCCCACCCGCAGCUCAAGGUGGGGGCCAGGGUGGAGGACAAUAGGUCCCCCCUUUAUUCUUCUUUAGGGCCCCCACCCGCCGCUCAAGGGUAGGGAUUGGGGGGAGGACAAUAGGUCCCCCCCUUAUUUUAUUUUAGGUCCCACACCUGCCAUUUAGGGGUGGGGGAAACAUUUUUUGUUUUUUACAGUGAGCAGCCACAUGUGUCUGUUUACUAGACAUGCCCCUACUUGCGGUAUAGUGAGUAGGGGCAUAAUUUACUAAUACUAAGUAAUCUUUAUAAUAAUGAAUGAAUAAUGUAGGUCUUUCAGCCUUUUAGUAGAUAGCUCCUAAUACCAUGGGAAUUAAGGAGUUAUCUACUUAUUUAUUCCUGUCAUUCCAUUGACAGGCUAAGUAAUUUACAUUUUAUAUGAAUGUGUGUUACUUGAUUGUUGUAAGUGUUGCAAAUGCUUACAGCUGAAUCCUGGCUAUGUUUGUAUACUUUUUAUUUAAACUUGUAUACAGUGUAACAUUCUUAAUUCUUCCACUGGGUAGGUAUAUUAGUACUUCGGCAAUACUGUACUUCGGAACUUCGGCAAUUCAGCUAUUCGGACAUUCGGAAGUAUCCGAAUGUUCGAAUUGCCCGAAAUUCGUCCCAAUUGACAUUCGGAACGAAACGAAUUGCACAUGUGUAAAACAAACUGCAAUAAUUAUCUUUGCAGGGUUAAGGGAUCUGGGACAGUGAGCCCAGACCACUUUAAAAAGCUGAAGCGGUCUGGGUGCCUAUAGUGUCCCUUUAACUAUCCACGGUCUGAUGAUGACCUUAUUAAUUCUUCUCCAGGGAUUGAGCUGCAUGACCUCACCAAUCAUAAUUAUCAUAAUACAUUUUUAAAAACAAAAAAACGGUGAGAAAAAAAAAGUGAAUUGUUGGUAAUCUGCUUUUAAGGCACAAAGCCUGCCACUGUCUUUGUGAAAACUGCCACAUUCCCUGUAUUUCUCUGUUAUAGCAGCUUUUGCUGAGACCUUUCAUUUCAGAGUGCAAAGUAUUUUAUCAUAAUAAAUGUAAUCUCUUAAUCUUCUCAGUCAAGGUUGCUUGAGCGACACUAAAUUAAUUGGAAGGCACUCAACGGCUAUAAUUAUUUAAAGUUUUAGGAUUUCUCAUUUUGAAAAUAUAUUACAAAAUAAAAUAACAGAGGAAUGCCGAAGAAGGCUUAAUGUCUUUGCACAUAAAGAGUUAAUACAGAAUGCAAGAUAUUCCCUAAUGACCUUAACAUUGUGUUAAAUAAUAGAUCUGAAUUAUUAUACUGCAAUGUUGCAUAGCAAGGCUUUAUUUGAAUACAUGUUAAACAUGCACUGCUAUAAAUCAAAGUAAAUAUUCAGGUGUUUUUUUUUUAAUUCUUGCUGUUUGUCCUGCUACAUAGGAGAUUGUCGAAACAGAUUCAGCCCACUCCUUAGUUUUUUUGUUGCUUCUUUCAUUAUGGGGAAGAAAUUAAACAUCCCUCCAAGUCAGUACUUAAAAUAUCAAAGACAUUGUUAAAUGCCUUUGAGUCACUAUACAAGUAAUUCACUUGUGCAAAGCGGCUUCAUGGUAAAUGAAACACUACUAAGGAGGUUUGCAAAGCUGAAUAAACACAAAAUUAAUUAGUCUGAAACUUCCUGAUGGAUCCAUUUAAUGAAAGACUGUAAUUGUGCCAAACACUCCACACUAUGAAUUUGUUCUAUAUUGUUUCAUGUUACUUUGCGUUGAAAGUUACACGUUUAUAUUUUUACGCAACCAUAAAAAAAGUGGCUUGGAGAUAUAGCAACUAAUAAGUCAAUAAAAACGCACUUAAAGGGAACCAGUCAUUGUUUAUUAUCAUUUAAAAACAAAAAGGUUACAUAAACUACAGCCUCCAUGUAGAUCAUUUUUAAUUCAUGCGCAAAACGAAAUACCUAUUUUCCGUGCUAUUCAUUUACCAUUCUCGUUGGAGUCUCCAUCUUCACAUACUCAUUGGUCAGAAGUACCAUGUUUCUGCCAAGACCAUAAGACAUCUAAAUGGGUGAACCAAGUUCAAAACAUUUUUUUGCAAUGUGGCAUUUGCACAUUACAUUAGUUUUUUUUGGUUUUUCUUAGCUUAACUGAAAAAAAGCGAUUGAAUAAAUAGUGCUUCUUACCAAAGGUGAUUUAAAUAUGGCUGUACUCAUGGAGCAGAUAGCUCCCUAUAUUGAUACCUUUGUGGGAUUGCCAUAUAUUUAAGGAUACUAAAUUAGGUAAUUGGUAUACUUAAGACAACCUUAUUCAAAAAUAAUAAAUUAGUGAGUUAUCUACGAAUCGGCUAAAAGAUCACAAUUAAGAAAAUAACUUCUUAAUCUUGAACAUCCAGCACUUAACAGACAACUCUCUAAAUUGGUACUGGUUUAGCUUUGUAACAGCUCUCUUAAUUCAUAACCCCACAAGAAACAAUGAAAAUGUUUAAAUAUGUUCGAUUGUGCACAGGUUUAGUGAGGGCAUCUCAUAAGCCAGCACUGGUUUCAAUACUUCUCUGAUUUUCAACUUUUUUUAAAUUUACAUUUUUUUAAAAAUUUUGGGGGGAGGGGGCAAAUCGAAUAACUCACUCGGGUAUUUGAAAAUGUCGCACUGCUAUGACUACCCACCAAUAGCAGUUUGUGUCAAUACACCUUUUGGUGGUUUAAAAUAACAAGGCACAAGGCAGCAACAUUGUGAUAAUAUUUAAUUCUUCCCAACUUCAAACCAUCGCUUGCUGUGAACAGUAAAAUCAAAUACCCUGCACUGUAAAGCGAACAUGUGAACCAGAGCUUUGACUCUGCGUGUUCUUUAAUUUCAAUUAAGCCCAGAACAUUAAUUGUGCUACUUUUCCAUUGUACGUUCUGCUUUUCCUUCUCAGUUUGCCACAAGUUAGUCUUUGAAACUAAAUGUAAUGACCGCAAACACAGUCAUCUGGAACAGGAGGCCUUCGAAUAUUUGACAUUUUUAUCACCUUGUUCCCACUUCCGUUUUCAAUAAAAACGCAAAUUGGAAUAAAGCCUGGGGUCUGCUUAAUCAUUAGUAAAUUAAGAAUCUGUUUUUAAUAACCUCUAACUUGUAAAUAAUGUAUUAAUUGAGUAGCUUGAAUGUUCAAAAGUCUGCUAAAUGUGUAACUAAAGUAGCUAGCUAUUAUUGGAGAAUGCAUACCAAAUGCAGCAAAUUAAAUAAGCCAAUUGUUGCUUGUGGAAAUUGUGGUAUAAUUGGUAAAAGGCACCUGCAGCUGUUUUCCAAGCAAACAGAAAUAAAGCAUGUAUAUAGUAUAUGUAUGUGUCACAAUGUGAUGGACGUAUUUCAUUUUCCGACCUUUAUAAAUUGCUACUUUGUGGGCCGUUUGUGUUUGUUUUCUUGUUUUGUUUUUAUAUUGGGGUUUUUUUUUGGGGUUGGUGAGGGGAUGGUAUAAACUGUGUGUGUUUGUGUGUGUGUGCGUGUUUGUGGGAACAGACAGUUGUCUGAUGUAAACUUCUACAAAAAACUGGACAAGGACCCCACCAAGGAAUAUACAGCUAAACUCGUAAAACUUAUCAAAUCAUUUCUGAAACACCUACAGCAAGAAUUAGAAUAUCUGAUGCCAUUCCAGUCCUCAGAUGGGAACCUUCUACAUGCUGCCCAAAAUCCACAAGCCAGGAAACCCAGGACUGUACAUUAUAACUGGUAUGGGAAUACUAUGGGAACAAAUAUCUGGCCUAAUAGAAAACAUUCUUAGGCCUCUAGCUAUUAAGACUGAGAGCUUUAUACAGGGCACUACAGACUUCCUCAAUAUGAACUACCUGAAAAUACUAUGCUAGUAACAAUGGAUGUGGAAUCCUUAUACAGUAACAUCCCACAUAAGGAUGGUAUUGAGGCCUGCAUUAAAUUUCUCUCAUCCCACAAACCAACACACAAAUAUGUUUGCCCAGUUUAUAGAAUUCAUACUCACAUAUAACUACCUACAAAUGACAGGGACAGCAAUGGGCACAAAACAUUUCACCCCAAUACGAUAAUCUUUUCAUGGAUGACCUAGAAAACAGAUUUUUCUGUACACAGCCCCACAAACCAUAUACCUAUUAUUGUUACAUCGAUGAUAUUUUCAUAAUAUGGAUAGAAGGAGAAGAAAGCCUUACACACUUCAAUAAAUCAUUUAAUUCAUUCCGCCCAUCAAUAAACCUUAAAAUGAACUUUUCAGAUCUUGGAGUUUCUUGGACUGCACAAUAACUGUCACCAAUGGCAUUCUUCAUUCGUCUGUAUAUAGAAGACCCACAGACAGGUACAGCUACCUCCACAAUUCCAGCUUCAAUCCCAAUCACACCAAAAAAGGUAUCAUCUACAGCCAGGCUAUCAGAUACCACCGCAUUUGCUCUGACACAAAAUACAGAGAUCAGCACCUGAGUACACUGUCAUAAUCAUUUAGGCAAAAGGGUUACAAGGAAAAGCCCAUAUGUAAAAAAAAAAAAAAAUCUGCCCUAAAAACACCACGGGAAAGGCUACUACAACACAAAGAAAAGGAAAACAAAACCAGAAUCCCUCUAGUAGUUACAUACAACCCAACUCGAGAAGGAGUAUGUAAGAUUAUUAAAGAGCCACAUUCAAAAAAAUAUUUCAACACCAGAGAUGAAGGACUUAAUGUAGACUCUGGCUUCCUCACACACUACCAAAGCUUUUGUUAUAAACACACAUCGUAAUGUCUUAUAUAGUUCUUUUUCAAUAUUUUAAUUUCACCUUUAUUGGAUCAAUUUUUAUACAUACAUAUAUGCAGCUAUAUAUUUGCAUGCCCUGCUCUGCUGUUUUCUUGUUAUUUUUUUUCUCGUUUUUUUUUUCUUUUUAUUUUUAACUAGCUUAUUGACUCUCCUUUGUUUUUUUACUUUUUCUGGCUAUUCUCAGCCAACCUGAACCUUUCACUUUCAGGCACAUCUUCUGCUAUUUAUGACACCCCACUCAUGUCCCUCCUGCCCCCUUCCCCUCCCUCCCCUUCUCUAACAUCAGUUGUUUUAAGCAGGGUUCAAGUCCUGGGGAAUCAAGUGUGGGAACACAGCCAAGAUCCCCUCCCCCCAAAGAAUUAUAUACACUUGUGCAUGUGAGUGUGUGUGUGUGUGUGUAUAUAUAUAUAUAUAUAUAUAUAUAUAUAUACGCGUGCACACACAUACACUCAAACUAGUGAUGUGCCGAACGGUUCGCCGCGGACUCAUCAUUGAGUAAACUUUGACCCUGUACCUCACAGUCAGCAGACACUUUCCAGCCAAUCAGCAGCAGACCCUCCCCCCCAGACCCUCCCACCUCCUGCACAGCUCACUAAGAAUGCAGCUUCACAAUGGAUGCUGUCCAGGAGGUGGGAGGGUCUGGGAGGGAGGGUCUGCUGCUGAUUGGCUGGAAUGUGUCUGCUGACUGUGAGGUACAGGGUCAAAGUUUACUCAAUGAUGAGUCCGCAGCGAACCAUUCGGGGCGAACCGUUCAGGACAUCACUAACUCAGACAAACACAUACACUCACAGACACACACAUACUCACACACGCAAAUUAUAAUUUUUUUAAAUUAAAAAAUGUCCACCCAGCCUCCCUACCUGGAGAGCUGGCAUGAACCUGUCCCUGGGGUCCAGUGGGGUGGGUGGAUGUCUUCAUAUCAGACGCGGCGAGGGAGCUAUGUUCUCUCUGCUCUCUCUCAUCGCGUGGGCAGUCUACUGAUGCCGGGAGCCGGAAUAUGAUGUCAUAUUACGGCUCCCGGCAUCAGCAAAUGGCGCGCGGCGAGAGUGAGCAGAAAGAACUCCCUCACCGCAUCUGAUAUGGAGACAGGCGCCUGCUGGGGGGGUGGGGUGGGUCCAUCAAACACUGCCCCCACAUGACAGGGGGAACACGGGGGCAUUUUUUGCCGCCCCUGAGUGCCUGCAGGAACAGCGGGAACGGCAUUCCUGCUGUAAAAAAAGUGCAUGAAUGACGUUCCCACGCGUUCCUGCAGGACUCAAGCCCAGGUUUUAAGUGUUAAACGCUUUCAGAUUGAUCAGUAUUGCUUCAAACCUAUGGAAGAGAGGAAACUCUCGAAAGCUUUUCUUUGAAAUAUUACAUUAGUCCAAUAAAAAAGGUAUCAUUGCAUACUGCAAAUAUUACGGGCUAGCCACUUGCUGGUAAAGCACAGAAACACAUGGUGUGUUGUCACAAUAACAAUUAGAUGGUCAGAAUUAUUAACUAAAUAAGAAUUCAAAGUGAAUUCCAAAUUUCAUUGUAGUAAUUAAAUCUUAAAUUUGAAAUUCACUUUGAAUUAGCACUAUAUUGAUAACCUUGUGUGUGAUUGCAUGAUGACAACCACACUUAGUGGUUAAAAAAAAAAAAAGCUCACACCACUAAGUAGGGAUGCUACAUCUUGUGACUGGUUUUAGUGGAGAAAGUCAUAGUGUAUACAAUGUCUGUAACUAUGAAUUUGUGCUAUGCUAGAUUCAUAUCUUUGUAAUUUUUUUAAGGAGGGUUACAGGGGGAGGGGAAAGAAAAAAGGUAAUACAAACUGUGUGUACCACAUUCCACUUAACAACAAUGUUGAAUACAAAAUUCCUCUCUACACUCUAGACCAGGGAUAGGCAACCUUUGGCACUCCAGAUGUUGUGGACUACAUCCCCCAUCCCUGGUAAAGCAUCAUGGGAGGUGUAGUCCAAAACAUCUGGAGUGCCGAAGGUUCCCAAUGCCUGCUCUAGACCGUAGACAUCUAACAUAUCUCUUAAUCUGUCUUAGGUCAGGAGCCCUCAGAUUACUCGGUGGUUAAACUCAAUGAGUGGGUAGAGAGUAGGUAGGAUGGGGGUUGUGGCUUUUUCCAUGCCCUAGCAAUGAUCAUAGCUGUAUAGGAACCGAAACUGUAAUUUUCCCUCUGUUCUUGUUCGUGCGUCAGUCUGCACCUUGUUUCUAAAACCUGGUUUAUUAUACCUUUCUACCAUCUUCCGAUGCUGCCUGAUUCUCCUACACUACCACCACACAUGGUACAUCGUGCCCACCUCUCUGUUACAUCUCGAACAUACAUUUGAAGUGCCUGGGAACAUAUUAGACAACCUUUCAGGGACCAUGUACCAUCUAUAUUGUAUCUUUUGAAUAGUCUCUAAAUGUGAUGCGCAAGUAGUUUUACCCCUUGGGGGACAUGAACGCUGUGCGCCAUAUCUGGUCUCCUAACGUGCAUCCCAGGUCUCUAUGCCAACCAUAAUGUCCUCUUCCCCAUCAUCUGCAUUUGUUAUCAGAUAGUUUAUAGUUGAGACAUGGGUUUCAGGAGUAGUUUUUGGGAUAAGCAAAGUUUGUCUAAGGUCAAUACCUCCUCAGCUUGUCUACUGCUGAUGGUUGCUUUGGAUAGAAAGGAUUUUAGCUGUAGGUACGAGAAUAUGGCUUGAUUCAGUAUUUUGUAUUUCACCUGGAGUUCUGGGAACGGUAUAAUUUUGUCGUUUUCCCAUACGUGGUGUAGGUGUGUGCAUCCCCUUGUCGCCUAUGUGGUCCAGUCAAAAGUUAGUAUCCCCGCCCUUAUGUCUUCCAGGGAUGUAAGUGUCAAAGUCAAUCCCUUUGAGCACAACAAGUCUCGGGUAGAGUCCCCUGUUUCAACAUGAGAGCUAUUGUUGGCAACAGAUGAGGGCCUUUUGGGGAUAACUGACAGGGGAGUCUAUAUAAGGGCUGUAUGCCUUGUUCACCUGCCCAAUGUGACUCUAUAUGCAUCUACCUGGGAGGUUCAGAGUCAAAGUUAGUGAUCGCUAUGGCCGACAAUAAAGCCGCCUUAUAAUAAAUUUUUACAUUCGGCAUUCCCAAACCGCCUCCCUUAAUAGGUCUCUGCAGUACUUUUGUCGCCACCCUCACCUCUUUGUUGGCCCAAAGCAGACAAAUGAUCUUUGGACCGCAGUUAUGUAUGAUUUUGGCAGGAAUAUUGGUAGGGUGCGCAGUAAAUAUUGCAACUUGGGAAGCACUGACAUUUUCACUGCGGCUAAUCUCCCCAGCCAGGAUAAAAGUUGACCUUCCCACCCCCUUAACGUGUCUGAGAUAUGUUAGAGCUGUUUCCAGUAGUUGCGUUUGAACAAGUGUGGUAAAUGUCGUAGUAUCUUAACACCUAGGAAUGUAAGGACAUCCGAUCUUCUGUCAAACGUGAAUGAGGUGCACAGUCUGUCUAGGAGGUCAGGUGGUAAUCCUAUGCCCAUAGCCUGUUUUUUUAAUCACAUUUAGCUUAUAAUAGCCAUUGUCUCCAUAUUCACAAAUCGUUUUGAUCAGAUUCGGUAGGGAUGUAUGAGGUUGAGUUAUGUCAGUAAUACGUAAUCUGCGCACAAGUUCACUUUGAAUUCCGUAUCUCCUAUCACCACUCCAUGUAUGGCGUUGUGGUUCCUGAUUUUCUCCACUAGUGGUUCUAGCGCCAAUACAUAAAGUAAGGGCGAAAGGGGGCACCCCCGACGCGUGCCAUUGGUGAUAUUGAAAGGCUGGGACGCAAAGCCGGCAUUCAACACCUGUGCUGCCGCUCUGUUGUAUAAGGCCCUGACAACCAAGAUGAAAACCCCUGGGAUCCCAAAUUUGUGGAGGACUGCUUUUAGGAAUUUCCAGCUCAAGCGGUCAAAGGUCUUUUCCGCAUCUAGCGUGAAGGCCACACUUUCACCCCCCUGUCUCUGUGUGGUGUGCAGGUUAUCCAAUACUUUUCUCGUGUUGUCGCCUCUCUGCCUUCCUUUCAUGAAACCUACUUGGUCAGUAUGUAUUAUGUGCAGCAAAAUCUUUCCUAGCCUUAAUGCGUAAAUUUAGCAAAAAGUUUUUCAUCAGUGUUCAAGAGUGAUAUGUGACGGAAAUUUGGGGGAUGGGUAUCUUUGUAAUGUUUAAGGUUAAUUUCUGCUAUGUGACUUGUCAGUUUAAUUGAAAGAUUUACUUCUAUAAAUAAUAUUUAUUUAUUUUUUUAUAUCCUGUGUCAAGUCGUCUUUUUCAUUUUAUUGCAGUGUGACAUGAUUUAAUAUGCUCUGGUACGUACUUUAGGGUUUCAAUGUCUUAUUGCUAUUGUAUUUUCUGAUCUAUGAUGCAUAGGGAGUUAGCCUCUUGCCCUUUGAAAAUAAUGGAAUUGCUAAGUUUUGAUGGUAAGUGGCAGCAAUAAUGACAAAAUUAGAAACCAGUUGUAGAUUAGUUGUUAAGUAGUGGUUAGUCAAUCCCAUUGAGAAUAAAGGAAGUCAUUAACCACUACUUAAGCAGUGGCAUCUGGUAACUCCCUGAAUCUGCUGGUAAAGUUUUGCAGUUUGUGAACAGCUAUUCGAGGGACUUGUUGUGAUGCUCGCAGAGUCCCUUAAAAAACAAACAAAAAAAAAACCAAAUAGUGAAGUUCUCAAAGCUCUCUUAAAUCAAAGAAUAUAUUUCUGGAAGUGCAAGUUGUUUAUGGAGAUUGGCUUGCUCUUUGAUCUCAUCUUCACACAUAUCACCUAAUGUGAUGAUUUACCCUACAGCAAUUCAUAGUAACUCAAAACUUGAUAUUGACCUUUUAUUAACAGGACCGAAAUUACAAGUUUGCUGAGCCUGCUAAGAUACAUUGACCGCUUUCAACUAAAAUGUUUUGAAUGUUUUUAUGGAUUCUGUAGCUGUGGUUUUUAAAAUGGUCAUUGGAACAUUUAGUUUUAAAAUGUUCUUUCUGGAAGACUUGGUGUGACUGAGUGGACAUUUGUGUAUUAAAGUGGAAUAGACCUUAGUGCCCUUAUCUUCUUGGAGCAUUACUCGGGGACAAAAGGUGUGUGUAUAUAUAUAUAUAUAUAUAUAUAUAUAUUAUUGCUCUCUAAAGCUACAAUGUUCUCAAUGGACUAGGAAUUAAAAAUUAUAGAUUCACAUUAAAGGGACUCUUUCACUUACCUAGUGUGGUUUAUUUAUUAAAACAUGAAUUGUGUAGAAUUGAUGAAGGAAUUGCAAAUUCCUAAAUUUAAAUUUUAAAUGAAAAUAGAUUAUAAAUAAAAAAUAAAAAAAACACAUGCCCAACUCCUUUUGUAGUUCUCUUGUCAAUCAUCUGCAGUCCCUGGCUUAGUGAAAGAAGCCACUGUGAAUGUUGUGCCUUACAAAAUUUUCUAUAUAUUGUGCGAUCAGAGUUGUCGAGUGUAAAGACUGGUAUGGCUCUCAGGAAUUCAAAAUUAAUUUAAAAUAUUUUCCCAAUUGUCAAACUUAAAGUAUAGCUAACAAAAGAAAUUCACCAGAACAAAGAAGAUUCGGGAUAUGGCUGUGUAAAUAGGAUGUCCAAACAAUAUACAGAAGAUAAAUGAUAUAAAAAGCAAUAGUACUUAGCUUAUAAAGACGUAUGACAGCCUCCCUAGGUCGCUACCCAAACAAGCGACCUAUAUCAUAUAUAGUAUUAACCAGAACAAAGAAGAUUCGGGAUAUGGCUGUGUAAAUAGGAUGAACAAAAGAAAUUCACCUGGAAUUCCAAAUAAUUUACACCUCUAAUGUGUAAACAGAGUACAAAGUAACUCAUGAUGAUGGUAGGACCCAUUUUUCUUGAUUUUGGGUCAUAGCUCCAGGCCAGAAUCCAGUUUGACUGUCACUUAUAGGGAGUCCUUCCUUCUUAGUUUUUUAAACUGGUGACCUACUUCUAGGAGGAAAGUGAAAAGUCACAGCUCAUGAAAAAGCGCAGCACGGUAUUAAUUAUAUUGGGUGUUUUUUAUAGCCCUUUAUGCAAGUGCUGGUCAAUGAGCAGACAAGGUUGUGGGUCAGUUUAUGGUGGACGAGCAUGUAUUUGCAAGUACCUUGAUGUCAUGUGCCCUCUGAUACUUUUGUCUUUUUCCUCUGUUCCCUCCUUCUGUCUGUAUUGGCUAAAAAGCUGCAUUGUCAUACAUUUCUAUCCCAUGUACUUGGCUUUAUGUUGUGAGUCAUUGAUUUCAAAGAUACCUGCCUAUGCUCUUACUGAUAAUUAUAUAUAGGGUCGUUCCCUAAAAUCUAAUUUGUAGUUUAUUUAAAUGAAUAGCAUAGUGUGUAGUAUAAACAUUUAAUUUCCAACCCCUCUGUAGUCACAACUUGGCUAUCCUAAAAUGUGACUUUUUGAUUAUUUCUCAUAAUUUAGAGUUUAGUGAAUAACAUUGUUAGAUCUUUAUUCCAAAGAGCUGAAUUAGACCGUGCAAUGGAUUUGAUAGGAUUACUUGCAUUUAUUAAUGAUACUAAAAACAAUUCUAUAAGAAUGCAAGAUGUUAUCUAACCUAGUAGCCCCAAUACUCACUUUGCUUUAGAAGAUUUCUGGCUUGCAGAGGCUUGGGGCAGGAAGCGUUGUUAAUCCACAUGUAUACACCUUAAAGAGUUACUCUAAGAACCAAGACCAAUUCAGUGUUUUGAAGUGAUCAUGGUGCUUGAAGUCUGCAUUUGCAGCAUUUCAGUUUGUAACCCUGCACAUACAGAGAAACUUAGGUUAGCUGCCUAAGGUGUAACUCCACCUCUGGCAGCAUCAUUAGCAAACCCAAAACGAGAGUUCUGUGCAUAUUUCUUUGCACAAUCUCUCGUUUGUUGGAUGAGCGCAUUCAGUUGACACAAUCAGCCAAUGUAUGAAUGGCAAGAUUGGCAUCCAGCUUUUGCAGCUGUGGUGGGAGCCUUGACGCCUGGUGGGGCUCAGAUAGGAACCAAACCAUUGCUAGGCAAUGGUGCCCGGAACUCCUAACAUAACUGCUACAGCAGGCUGAAGUGUUUAUGAUGCUUGGAGUUACCCUUUAAUCUACCUCCAUACAAAUAUAAUAUGGAAAUAAUUCAAGAGCAAUUACAGUACCUAAUACUAAAACCCUCUAUGAAAAAAUUGAUAUCAGAUUUGUUCUUGAUACCCUGGAAUUUACACUUUGUUUGAAAUUAAAGAACAUGUAAGUUCUUUGUCAUAAAUACCUCAUUUCAGUAGACUACUGAUAGUCAGAUGAUGAAUAAUGAGCCGGCACGGACAAAUUAAGGUAAAUCUACUUUUGAGUCCUAUGGGUUUUAUUUCCUUCUCCGUUUAUUACCUUUGAAUUAUUUUAAACAGAGAUGAAAUGAUUGUUUUAUGAAGGACAGGGACAUGUUCCUUUGCUCUUUUAAUUGGUAAUAAGGUUUGCAUCAAAAGCACAAAUUUUACCAAUAAAAGUGUCAGAUCGACUUAGGCCUUUGAUUUGGAAUGACCGAAAAUACUAAAACCAUGUUCAGAAAGUCGGAUUAGUUAUACAAAUGCAUUCUAGGGUAACUUUUGCUAUUAAAAAAAAAAAAAAAGUUUUUUUUAAAAGUUUCCUCUAGUCUCAUAUCUGUCUGUCUUUUUGUAAUAAAUGCUUAUUUUUUAAUAUAAUUUUUUUUUUUUUGUAGUCAAAUGUAUUAAUAAUGUUUCAAACCACAUCUUUCAAAUAGGGAACCACAGGUGCAAAGUAAAGUCACAAUGAUUUCAUAGAGUGCAGUAGCAUCUGACCUGUUAAUUACAAAAUGUAAAGAAUUAUAAUUCAAUUCCAAUUCCAGAACAUAAGGACAAUAUGUUUGCUCAUUUGAACAAUGUGCUAUGAGUAUUAUUUAAUUAAGAUCUGGGGUGCAGCUGUUUUCUGGAAAACCUGUUUCAAAUAACAAAUCUUGCAGCACUAGAUGGUUCAAAUUUUUUUUCCCCCUAGCUUUUUUUUCAAGAUGCCAGGUGUGAACAACAAAUUCUAAUCACUGUAUAACUGCAAAAAAUCCAACAGCGGUGUACAAUAAUAGAUAUGUCGGUGCCAAAAAUAUUUAAAUGUAACAAACUAAUUAAACACGCUCCAUAAGAAAGGUGAAAAGAUCAUUUCUCCAAGGUGCUGCCUUUUAAUUUAAUUUGGAGUUGAAGGGUUAUUUCUUUGCUGAAAUCAUGUUGUGUGAAAAGGCACAUUUUGUCUUUUUUGUUUAUUUCAAUCAGAUGUCAUCAAAAAGAAAAGCGAACCUUUUGUUAAUUGUGUGGUGUCAGCCCUUUCAGUUGCAGAUAAUACACACUCGUCUAUGGUCUAAUCAUUUUUCACAAAUAUAGUAAGAACAAUCUUCCCUGCACCUAAAUAAAUAAAUAAAUCGAGAAUAUGUGUAUAAAAUAAAUUAAUAUAUAUUUAUAUAUAUAUAUAAACAAUAAAAUAUAGUAUAGUGUUGGGGGACUCGGGAGCACAAUAAAACCCACUCCAGAACACGAAAAUUAAAGUAGGGGAAAGAAAACCAUAAAAUAAGUCUGCACCCUACAAUUCAUAAUCAAAUAACUCUUGGAAUUUGAAAUGGCGACUAAUGGACACUUUCUUUCUAAGGUUGUAGGUGAAGAUAUUUUAAGUGACUUUAUGACCUUGUUAAAACCAUUUAUGCUUCAAUGUUGGAGUGGCUUAAAUGUAUAGGUCAGAAAAUUACAGAUACAGUCAUUUUAUGUUAAACUAUAAGUUGAGGAAAGAGUAAUUUGAAAAAGCACAACUUAAAAAAAUAAAUUAAAAAAAGCAGAAUUAUCCACACCGCCACCUGUUUUACACCAGAUUCUCUUCAUGAUGUCUGUCUCCUGUCGGAUAUUGAACUAUGUACCAUUGUGAAUUGGUAAUAUAUGUACCAUUUCAUGAGUGAGUAGGCAAAAGACAUUUCUUUUAUUUCUUAUGGGAUUCAUAUUAAACUGUAGGUUAUAAAUGAAUGGCACAAUCAUAAAACAAAACCUAGAAACGAAGAAAAAAAUGAAAUGCAGGUGGUAUAGCUGCCCAUUCGCCUUGGAAAAAUGUCUCCAGGUCGUGCAAAGUCUUUGGUCUACUUGCAUGAACUGCACGUUUGAGAUCUCCCCGAGAGUGGUUCGAUGAUAUUAAGGUCAGGAGACUGUGAAGGGCACUCCAGAACCUUCACCUUUUUCUGCUGUAACCACUGGAGGGUCAACUAAGCCUUGUGCUUCAGGUCAUGCUGAAAAGUCCAAGAGUGUCCCAUGAGCAGCAUUCGUGCAGAAGAAUGCAAAUUGUCUGCCAGUAUUUUCUGAUAACAUGCUGCAUUCAUCUUGCCAUCAAUUUUCGCAAGAUUACCUGUGCCCUUAGAGCUCACACCACCUCAAAACAUCAGUGAGCCACCACCAUGCUUCACAGUGGGGAUGGAGAACCAUACCAGUCUUUACACUCGACAACUCUGUUUGCACAAUAUAUAGAAAACUUUUCACUAUAGGUCUUGUUGAUCCCUCUCCAAAGAUGGCGCUUGUGGUUGUGAACUUAAAGCUCUAUUUUGGUCUCAUCACUCCAAAUUACAGUGUACCAUGUGUUGAGAGUACAGCAGUGACAUCCGUUCCGAAAAUUACCCACAGGAUUAAGAUGACAAAGUCUGCGAAGGACAGGAUAACUUAAAGGGACUUUCCAGUUCCAGGAAAACAAUCCGUUUUCCUUGCACUGCAGGUCCCCACUCCAUCCCACCUCCCAAUCCCUGGUUGCUGAAGGGGUGAAAACCCCUUCAGUCUCUUACCUGAGACCCCCGCCAAUGUCCCCCGGCGGUGGGUUCGGGUCGCCGCCGCUCCUCCUCUUCAUUACGUCGGCCGGUGGACGAGACUGAUCCGGCCGGCCGGGGAGACCUAAUGUGCGGCAUGCACAUUAGAGCUCUCCAUAGGAAAGAAUUGAAAAUGCUUUUCAAUGCUUUCCUAUGGGGAAUUGAGCGAUGCUGGAGGUCCUCACACAGCGUGAGGACGUCCAUCGACGCUCUAGCACAGAAAAUCGGUGCUAUAGACAUGGAAGUGCCCUCUAGUGGCUGUGUAGUAGACAGCCACUAGAGGUGGAGUUAACCCUGCAAGGUAAUUAUUGCAGUUUAUAAAAAACUUCAAUAAUUACAUUUGCAGGGUUAAGGCUAGUGGGAGUUGGCACCCAGACUACUCCAAUGGUGCGGAAGUGGUCUGGGUGCCUGGAGUGUCCCUUUAAGUAAACCUCACCUUUACCUGUCCCCCUGGCAACUGGACCCCACCAGCGGCAAUGUCACUGUUGCGGUGACAGUGUCGCUUUGAGGAUAACCCAUAGUAAGUAAGAAACGUUUGAUGAAUGAUGCGUUUAUCAUAUGACAAAACCAUUCACGCUGGUUGCCUGUCUAGCUACGUAGCCUGUAAGAAAAUGUGCAUUAAUUAACCCACAAACUAUCCCUGGUGGGUAACUGGACCUAAGAGAAUGUAACUUUUCUUUUUAGUACAGAGUGCUUUUUUAAUAAACAAAAAAAAACAAAAAAACAAAAACAAACGCUUCCUCUCAUUGCUUGAGUGGCUCAGAGACACCUACAUGUCACUCAUGGCCAAUUUAAAGCACAAAGAGAUAAGUGAGCAUGUGCCCAUGUAUGAAAUUCCAAGAGUGUGUUAUAAUUUUAAUUAGUUAUUCAUUGUGGCCGGAGACUGGAUCUUUCUUACACAGCCCUGUAGAACAUACGUCCUUUUAUUUAAGUUACUUCUUGUUAAAGGAGACAUAUUGUCAACCUAGUUUACUAACUUUUGAAAAGUUUCUAUUUAAUUACAUUUGACAUGGGAUCAUCUUUGCUACAAUUCUGUGAAAAUAUCUAAUGGCAUAUAAUUAUGCCAGAAGCCGAAAAUGCUAGUACUGGCUGAAGUCUGAAAAGGUGAUCCUUAAAGACAAUAAAUAUUUAGACAUAAAGCACAGAAUAUAUUCUAGAGAUGGUAAGUGGACUACAUGCAAAUGUAUUAGUUUUGGAUUUCUAGAAAAUGAACUAUAUAUAAUAUAUAAACCGAAAAUGUAUUUUAAGUUAUUAACAGCUGGAGAAGAGAACCAUUUGUAUUCCCAUGACCCAAUGUCCCAUGUCAUAUAAUGUCUCUGUCAUUAAUAGCCCGAGGUUAAGAGGUACUCUCAAACCACUUCUACUCCUAUAACUCUAAAACUACAUGACAUCUUAACCUUUAUAAAAACUGCUUCCAGUCAGCAUGUAAAAAAACACCCAAAUCUUAUUUGACCUUUACAAUUUGGUACAGUUUUAGCAAAAGACAGAAAAAAAUGACGUUACAACAAAUUGUUUUUCAGCAAUGGCCUUUUAAAAAUGUUCAUGAACUGUAUUUGCCUUCCCUAUAUUGCUUAAAACCAAUUAUUAAUCAUGAAAGAAAAACACCUCAAAUAUUUGUGAUCAGUUGAUUUAUUAUUAUAAUAAAUAUUUUAUUUCCCCCUGUGCCGGUGACAUUUAAAACUGUUUUAUUGAAAUAUAAAUUAAAUUUGUAUAUACUUUGCAUUAUUGUACUUUUUAAAAAUAGAAAGUGCAGGUAAAAUUAUUGCCUGCUGGUAUAUGUGCGCGCUUUAUCAAGCAUCAGAAUAAAAAUUAGAAAAUAACAAAUUACUUCGAUACAUAUCACAGGGAGCCAAAAAAUAAAAUAUAUGCCCAUUCAAAACGUGAUAGACUAAAAUUAAGACUAUAUGAAUUGACACAAAUUCUAUUGAAAUUUUGUCAAAAAAAAAUCCUAUUAAAGAAACCAAAGCAUAGUGGUUUUGAUCCUGAAAAAAGCCAAAAACCUUAAAGUCUUCUAACUUCUUUUACAAUGAGGAGAGGUGAAUGUAGAUCCAGCGCAAUAGCAUUCGCUAUAUUGAUUAAAUAAAAGUCAUUAGUUGUAUUCUUUUUUUUUUUUUUACUUGAACGAGAUAAUGUUGUAAUAAAACUGAGAUAGAUGACACCUACAAAAAGCCACCAGCAAUGUGAGAUAUUAUCUUAAUAUUUCACUAAAAGAUUCCUUCCUUGAGCAAAUGUUUUAUAUAUAUAUGCAAAGCAUCCCCAACACAUUAUGGAAUUAGAAGGGCAGAUAGAGCUUUUGGGAUAGCAGAUGUUCUAUUUCAUGAAUUGGUUUAUAAAUAGUUAAUCUCAAAUGACCAUUUGUAAGACAAUGUUCCGAAUGUUCCACUGCAUGAUGUAUAGUAAUUCUCAGAUCAUGACUGUUUAGUCACCAUAUCUUAAUCAAAUAAUAAGCUCGUUAUUUGUUGGGUGUGGACAUUGACAUAGUUUUUGUUAAAUAUAAUUCAUUGUAACUUUGUUUUAUUUUGAUCUGCCGGCCUAAGGAAUAGCAGACGGUAACCAGUUCACUACCCAGUUCGCUACAAGUUCUAAAUUCCUGUAAAAUCUUCAGCCACCCAGGAUUCCACUCCCCUAACUAGCUAGCAUGAGAGCGAUAUUGUUGCCUCCAUAUUGGUUUGCACUGGAGCUAUAAACAGACAUUGUUAUGACAAUAAACAUGCAAGAAAAAAACAUGGAACGGGUGAGACAGUUUGUGGAGCUUAAAUUGUCUAAAAAAACAACUCCUGAAUAAUCAUUCCACAUGGCAUAUUCAAACAAACUUGCAGCAUACUAUACUGCCCAAUUUAAACACUAUUAACCCUUAAUAGCUGGCUUAGUAUCUGAUAGUGCUCAACCAAUGAGCUAAGCCUAGCAUCACUCACUGUUGGAAGUAGUGGAAUCAGGAAGCAUGCAGACAUCGGGUAAAAAGUCAACUCGUUUAUAAAAUGGUUUGACUACUUACAAUGGGGGUUGCCAGGGCACUGUUUCUUUAAAUAUAUUGUAAGGGCAAUUAAUUGCCAUAGAAACAAAAUAAGACUGGCAUGAAAUGAUCAUGUGAUUCAAGCGUGAUAUAUAGUCAUAUAAUCAUCAUGAGACAAUCAUAACAAAUAUAUCACCUCAAUCUUAUCAAGUUACAUGUACUUUUAUUUAUUUUUUCAUGUGUACUUGGUUUAAGCUUAUAAUGUCUGUUUGUAGUAGUUAAAUCUCUAUUUAUCUUUUGAAUUUUAUAUAUUCACAAAUAAUUUACACUGGAAGUUAUCAUUGCAAUCUGUGUUUUCCACUGAUCAGUUACGCGUGAGAACUUGAUGUGAUUGUAAAUAGUGUGGUUUAAAUUAUUAAAUUGUAAGACACAGAAUAAAGAGUGGAGAAAGCUUAAAGGAACUCUAUAGGCAGGAAUUGCAGUUCAGGUCCCCAGUUCCUGUCUCCAUGGAGAUGAAAGGUUUAAAACUUACGUUUUGAUUUUUGAAUCUGAAUGAUCUCAGCCAAUCCAACGCUUUCCCAUAGGAAAGCAUUGGAAAGCUAUGGUGCAUGUGUAGCAAAACGUUGUGCCAAUAAACCUCUCCUCAUAGAGAUGCACUGAAUCAAUGCAUCUCUAUGGAGAACGUUCAAUGUAUCCACUCUCUGCAUGGAGAUGCUGAACACCAGUGCUACACACUGUGCAGCAUUGACCCAGGAAGCACCUCUAGUUGCCGUCCUGAGUAACUGCAACUAGAGGUGUAAAUAGGCACCAAUGUAAACCCUGCCUUUUCUCUGAAUAUGCAGCAUUUAUUGCAUGUUUCUGCAGUUUUAGCACUGUAGACACCAGAACUACUACAUUAAGUAAUGGUUAUGGUGACUACAGUGUCUCUUUAAAUAGAGGACAGCUAAUAGACCGAUAUACAUAGAAAGAAGCUGAUUUAGAGGUUGGCGCUUAAUUUGGAAGGAACAUAGAACGAAGAAUGUAAUAUACAUUGGGGAAUGUGAUGAAAGGGGGAGAGUAGGGGAAAUAGAGAAAAGAAUGGUCUUAAAUGGGAACAGUGGACAGUGAAGUUGUAAACACAGGGCAAAGUUGAGAAAAGGGUAAAUUAAAAUGGCAUCAAAAAUGUUUUAUAGAUUGUUCAAGGUUUAAUAGUUUGUUUUGUUUUUUGAAGAUUGGACAAUAAAGUUAUACAAUAACCAAUCAAUUAAAAAGAAUAAUCACCCCACCUAAAACAUGUCUUGUUUUUAAUUGAAUCCAAACAGAACUGUAACAUUGGGAUAGAUUAAUGUAUUUUCUAACAUGAAAUUCUACUGGCAAUAAAAAUAUAUUUAUACCAACAAUAUCAAUCCUUAUGUUUUUAUAGCAUAAAUCAUAGCAUCUCAGGUGGGUCCUACGCUAACAUUUCACCCUGCUUCCUUGAGCUUCUGGCAAAUAUAUCUCUAAUGAGACAGACAAGGGUAAGGGGGGCUGAUGUGUACUAUGGAGUAAUGGACAGGGCCGCCAUCAGGGCAUGACAACCAUAACGGUUGACACUGGCCCGGAGGUCCUGGGGGGCCUGGACUGCUCUGGCAGUCCCGGGCCCCACUUUCCCUCUCUGCAUACAUAGAUAGCGAAUAUCGCUAUAUAUGUGUGCAGCCGCGGGCCCCCGGCUCCCUGUUACCGCAGAGGGGGCCCAGCAGACUGUCUCUACUCUUCUCUCCUCUCUUCUAAUAACUCUUGCGAUACCCGCGGCCUUCUGAGCGUUGCCAUGGCAACGCUCCGCGCGGCAAGCAGGCCGCGGGUAUCGCGUGAGUUAGUAGAAGAGAGGAGAACAGGCAGUGUGCUGGGCCCCCUCUGCGUUAACAGGGAGCCGGGGUGUCCCCCAUGCCCCUGGACCACCAGGGAUGGAAUCUCCCCUCUCUCUGGACACAGGUAAGAAGCAGGGAGGGGGGAGAAACAUUUAAUUAAAUUAAUAUAAAAUUAAAAAAUGAAUGUGAAAAUGCCCCUUCCUCUCCUCCCCCAGAUUGCACAUUUACACACACUGCAUACACUAACAUGAACACAACACACACACUGCAUACACGAACAACACACACACACUGCAUACACUAACACAACACACACAAUGCAUACACUAACACAACACACACAAUGCAUACACUAAUACAACACACACUGCAUACACUAAUACAACACACACACUGCAUACACUAACACAACACACACACUGCAUACACUAAUACAACACACACUGCAUACACUAACAACACACACACUGCAUACACGAAUACAACACACACACACUGCAUACACUAACACAACACACACACACUGCAUACACUAAUACAACACACACUGCAUACAUUAAUACAACAUACACUGCAUAUACUAAUACAACACACGCACUGCAUACACUAACACAACACACACACUGCAUACACUAAUACAACACACACUCUGUAUACACCAAUACAACACACACACUGCAUACACUAACACACACUCUGAAUUCACUACAAUAACACACACUCUGCAUUAACUGUACACACAGCAUCCACUACAAAAACAUCCUGUAUUCACAGUACACACACUACAUCCACCACAAAUUGAAACACUCUGCAUUCACUAUACACAGACACUGCGUCUAAUACACACACUACAUCCACUACAGACACUGCAUCCACUAAACACAUUUCAUCUAGUACACACAAACACCACAUCCACUACACAAACACACACAUCACUGUACACACACUACAUCCACUACUCAAACACACUUUGCGUUCACUAUACACACUGCAUCCGCUACACAAACACACACUCUGCAUUCACUGCACAAACAGUAUCUAAUACACACAGACACUAUAUCCAUUACACACAUUCUAAUUCACUUCCACUAUACACACAACAUUCAGUCCUGCAUCAUUGUCAGCGGACUAGGUAGGGCGUGGGCGGGCCCGGGGGGAGAAGGGGGAUGGAGGGGGAUGGUGUGAGGAAAGGGGAGGGGGGGGUGCAGGGGGGAGGUGGGCCCAGACCUUGUGCUUUGUCAGAGGCCCCAAAAUUUCUGAUGGCGGCCCUGGUGAUGGGACUUGUUUUUUUGUAUUUAUAAGUCAUAGCAUGCGAGCUCGGCUCCAUGCCCCCCCUCUUGUGAUAGUCAUAUACAAACAAAAGACAACAGAGAUUAUUACUGCCAUUCUCACAAACAUUCCAGUGAAGGAGUUAAGCACAUAUGCAAAGAACAAAUGAAAAUUUUAUAUUUUGAGCAUUGGCAAAUUUUAAUUAUAAAAUCCCAUUUACUUGACAUUUAAAUAUAAUCUACUAUUUAGCCACCAUAUCCUUAUUAUCACAUGUGGCCAAAGCAUGUCUAAACUAUUAGAGCAAAAAUGAAUUACCAUGCAGCUGUGUAAAUCUCUUUCAAAAUGAAACACUGUCUACACUCUAUUCUCCAGCGAUUUGUAAUAUCCUGACAAUGAGUUUAAUUAUUUCUGAAAUGGACAAUUGCGAUUUGAGGGAAAUUCUUAGAAUUACAUUAGAACUUCUCUGGGAUUGCGCAAUUUUAGCUAAAAAAUAAAAUAAGGAGAAAUGUUGCAGUGUGUUGUUCCUUUGCAGUCACAUGAAGUCUGGGACCCCUCUGAUAAAUAUAUUGCACUGUUCUCUUACUGAACUCCGAUAAUAACAGCUGCGGCAAUUGGGGAAAAAAAUUCCUGGAAAUAAAAACAAUAAAUGUAUUGUUGGUAUGAAUUCAUAAAACAGAUUUAUUUCAUUACAUAUAACUGAGAAUUUUAUUUUAUCAAUAUAGGAAUUUAGAGCCGGUAAAUUAUCUUGUGUGUAGCGUCUGAAAAGAAAUCUGUAGGUAUUAAACUUUUACCAGACUGCCUUUAUUCUGAGCUUUAAUAGUUUUUUGCUUGCCUGUUCUUGAUGUUCAUAACUUUAGGUAUGCAGAUUUUACUUUACAAUGAAGAACUCUAAUAAAACACACUGUUUUGUGUUAAAGGUGUGUGUGUGUAGUUUUUAUCUUUCAUGACACUGUAAGAACACAAGUUGUAGUGCUGGUCUUUGUAUAAAAAAAACAAAAACAUUAAUUUCAUUGCACUUUAAUAUUUAUAUUAUUUUUCAUCACCGCCAAAAACUAUAAUAUUUGUAAAUUUUUUUUUUUUUUUUUAAUCCUACAAUGCAUUUAUUUCAAUUAAUUAAUGUGUAUGUUAGACACCGCACAAAGAAAAAUUCCUUUGCUACUUUCUACAAUCAAUGAAUAGCAAUACAAUAGUUCCAUCAAGUUUACUAUCCUAGGGUGGUUACAGUAUUUUAGCCAUUUGCUAUCUGAGGCAGCACUAAAAAUGUUGAACCUAUAUAUAUUUCAGCUGGCAAUAACAAACAAAAAAAAAAGAUAGUUCUUGGGAACAACAGUCUCACAGUCCUUGAUUCAUUGAUUUAAUUAAUAUUACUUAUGAUAUUUAAAGGACUACCCUAAGCACCAAGUGGUCAUGGUGGUAGGAGUCCACAUGUGCAACCUUUAUACUUGAAAAUGUGCACGUAUGAUCACAAGGCCACCUAAGACGUUCCUAAUUUGCAAAGAUUGGCUACAAAAACUAGAACUAUACAAUUAAUAUUUGCUCUAAUGCCCCGUUGCGUGAACAAAUGAAAUAUAGAAUUAUAAUAAUCUUAACUCGCUACUCCAAAUACCUGUGAUUAGUUUCUCCUGGCUCUGGAUGGUUUAUGUUGUUUGUGUUUGUAUUGUUUUUUAGAUGUAAUAAUGGUGUCAUCACACAGUAUCUUAGUUUGGAUAAUUUGCUCUAUGCGCUGUUGUUUGUUUUUACAUAUCGAAGGUCAGUGUAUGGUCUUUUAGAUGUGUUAAAAAAUAAUAAAGUUAUUACCGUAUAUUCUCGAGUAUAAAUCAACCCGAAUAUAAGUCUAGCCCCCUAAUUUUAUCCCAAACUGGGAAAACGUAUUGACUCGAGUAUAAGACUAGGGUGGGAAAUGCAGCAGCUACUGGUAAAUUUCUAAAUAAAAUUAGAUCCCAAAAAAAUUACAUUAUUUAUUUUACAUGUAAUGAAUGUAGUGUGUGUGUGUAUAUAAUGUAGUGUGUGUGUGUGUGUAGUGUGUGUGUGUGUGUAUGAAUGCAGUGUGUGUGUGUGUAUGAAUAAAGUGUGUGUGAUGCAGAGUGUGUAACCUUGGUGGGGGGGUGGGCAUUUUUAUUAAUUUUUUUAUUAUUAUUUUAAUAUUAAAUUCUGUGUUUUUUUUAAAUAUUAUUUUUAUUUUAAUAUUUUUUUUUAUUAUAUUAUUAUUUAAAUUUGUAUUUAUCAUUUUUUGCCCCCCCUCCCUGCUUGAUACAUGGCCAGGGAGGGGGAUCUCAACCUUGGUGGUCCAGUGGCAUGGGCUGUCAGGGGGGCUGGCAGGGGGGCUGGCAGAGAGCUGUUACCUUUCCUGCAGCUCUUGUCAGCUCCCUUCACCUCUGUGCCGGUCAGCUCCCUUCUCCUCCACUGUAAGUCUCACGGAGCGUUGCCACUGUAACCCGUGGCAACGCUCUUACCCCGCGGCUCCCGUGAGACUUACAGUGGAGGAGAAGGGAGCUGACCGGCACGGAGGUGAAGGGAGCUGACAGGAGCUGCAGGAAAGGUAAGUAAACGCUUUCUGCCAGCCCCCAACAGGACCGCCGGGCUUGUAAUGAGCCCGGCAGUCCUGGUCUGUAUUACGGCCACGUAAGUUGCCAUAAUACAGACAGUGACUCGCGUAUAAGACGAGUGGGUGUUUUUCAGCACAAAAUAUGUGCCAAAAAACUUGUCUUAUACUCGAGUAUAUACGGUAAUUUUUUUUUAAAAAAGGAAAAGUUUCACAUACUGAAAUAUUACCUUUUUAUACUGGUGGCUAGUUGACUAGUUGCACCCCUGGCAUAGUGACGUGGGCUGCCUAAUGUGAAUUCUAUGCAUAUAUUACUUCUGUCACAACAAUCCUUCCUUUCUCUGUGUCUGAGCUUUCAGCUGAUUUUAAUGAUCAGCUCCUUCAUUAAUGUUGCCUCGGUUACUUACAAGAUUGUAGUAACCAGCCCUGCUGCUAAUCAGUGCAGCCUAUUUAAGCAGCAAGUUCCAGUACCUCCUUGCCCUUGCAUGGUUUCCGGUUUCCCAGAAGGCUCCCUGUUUCCUAAAUUCUGGCCUUGUUCCUGACUCCGCUGCUGUCCAUUCUCCUGAUCCUGGCUAGUCUGACUACCCACUCUGCUGCCUGAUCCCUGCUUGUUUCCUGGACUUUGCUUUUGGUUAUUUCUUUAUUUUCUAUUUAUAAUAAAGGUGUUUUGCAUCUAGUUCUGUCUCUGUCUGGUUCCUGGUCCCUAACAUUAUAUAAGGGCCAUGAAUACAGAUGGUACAGGCAAUCCACCUAUACCUAACCCAUUUACUCGGUGGGACCAGCAGAACCACCGUUUGGACCAGUGUGCGCAUGCAUUCCAGACCCUCCUGAUUCGUACUGCACAUCUGGAUCCAGCACUCGACCAGCCUGCGACUGUGGCCGCUCUGCCUCACUUCCUGUUCUAGCACCGGUUGUAGCCUCUGAAACUGUUGCGGCUAGAGGAAUGACUGGGUCUGUCUCGCUUCCUCAGUAUUUUGGGGGCAACCCAGCUCAGUGCAGAGGAUUUUUAAACCAGGUUGGAGGAUACUUUGAAAUGGUUCCCCAGGCAUUUCUUACUGACAGAAGCAAAGUUGGAUUCAUGGUUUCUUUGCUGUCUGAUAAAGCUGUAGCUUGGGCAAAUCCUCCCUGGGAGGCAGAGAGACCCUUUAUGUACAAUUACCCUGAAUUUGAGGUGUCCUUUAAGAGGGUAUUUGAUAUUCCAGCUCACUCCCCCUCUGCUGCCAAACAAUCCAUGUCUAAUGCACAGGGCACGAGAACAAUUGUUGGCAUUCCAGUUUAUUCCAUACCCUGGCAGCAGAGGGUGGCUGGAACAACGAGACUCUCGUGGCUGCCUUUUCACAUGGGCUCUCCAAUGAUAUUAAGGAUGAGAUUGCAGCCAGAGAAUUACCUAAAGAUCUAGAGAAACUGAUAUCCUUUGUUAUCCUUCUUGAUAUCAGACUCCGAGAGAGAUCCUCAUUCAGGGAGCGCCAAGCUUUUCUUCCCCAGCCAAGCCUCCCUCACCUCCCAUGCCUCCUGGUCCUGAGUCCUGUGGCGGUGUGGAGCCAAGGCGGUUAGGCUUCUCACGCCUCUGUCGAGGAGAGGGCCAUUAGGAGGAGGGAAGGCCUGUGCCUAUGCUCGGACACCAGGGUCACCUUUUUAAGUCUUGCCUGAAUCGUCCAUUAAAAUGCAAUGCAUUCGUCCAGGAAAAUGCAGGGACAGACCUUGGGUGGCCUUUCCGCAUCCCCAGAGAUCUAUAAAGACAAACCCUUGGUUCCUAUUGUCCUCUCCUGGCCUGAUUAUCCGUUAAUAUCCAGGCAUUACUCGAUUCUGAGGCUGCAGGCUUGUUUAUAGACAGUGCCUUUGCAUCAGAGCACGCUAUACCCUUACAGCCUUGCAUCGCUCUGCUAGCGUUCGAAGCCAUCGAUGGCAGACCACUACAGCCUACCCACGGAAGUCAUGAGACCGUGCCCAUACCAUCUAACCUGACUACCCGCUCUGGUGCCUGAUCCCUGCUUGCUUCCUUCACUUUGCUUCUGGUUAUUUCUUUAUUUGCUAUUUAUAAUAAAGGAGUUUUAUUUAUGUGGACCUAUGAUAAUAGGAAAAAGGCAAAUUAGCCACAUGACUUAGAAUAAGGUUUUAUAUUCCAUUAAUCGAAUUUCGUACCAUGACAACUCACUAAUUUCAUUUUCAAUGAGGAUGGCUCCAGAGGGAUUUAUAAAAGAUAUAACAGUUUAUGUAUAUGUCAAAUAUUUUUGUAUCUUUUUAUAAGCACCACAAUCUCACAUGUACCAGACUGACCAUUUUUAUAGUGGACACGUGCAAUCUGUGUACAUCUUAUUGAAGAUCUGUGCCCUAUCCCUCAAUCCAAAGGCCCAUGACAAUCACAGACAUAAAGCCCCAUCAAAUCAUGUGCUGAACAGCUCAGGAUAUAAAUGUCAUAUGAUUUCCCAUUUUAAUCUGUAAGUAAAACUAAUAUUCAAACAAGAAUGAGAAUGUGGAAUUUCAGAAGGCAAUCUUUAUGUAUUAUUAAUAUGCAGUUUUCUUUCAAAUCUAGGUGAGAAAUGUCAUUAUUGGAAGUACAGAAUAGCUUUUCUUGGAGUCAUAUUAAAAAUGGUACUUUUUAUUAUUGCAAACACUACUGCCGUAGAUUUAAAAUAUAUGUAAUUUUUCAUCUUAAAGAAUUGCACUGCAGUUCAUAAAUUCAGCAUGAAAUAGCCUGAACUUUAUACCUUCGUUUAAUGAAGCUCUCAUGGUAUAAAACUAGCAAUGUAAUGGAUGAGUUCCCUUGUUUAAAACUCAGCCAUGCAGUGCUGCUGCUUUAAACAAUUAUAAUUUUGUUUACAGCUUUGGAUGAAACCCCAGUUCCCAUUUUGAGAAAUUGUAUUCUCAGCUCACGGACCUUCCAGUACUGUGCAUGUAUAGUUAUAAAAGAAAAUCAAAAUGGAUGACAGAUCACUCAAUUCCACCAAUACACUGGGGAAAAUAAAAAAAUAAAAUAUACAGGUAUUUACAACGUGUGCGGUAAAUUACGAUUUUCCUUAAAAUGUAUUUUUGUCAGCAUUUUACUUAAUCCUAUUAAUAGAGUACUAAAUGGCAUGAUACUAUACAUGUUUUGAUCCACAUAGAACCCAAUGUACUUUAAUGUUUUUUUGCAGGUUUUUAUGACUGACCUAUGUAAGCGGCUUUCUUAAUUGGGGCGAUCUUUGUGCAGGAAGCUGCAUAGCCUGGGGAUUUACAUGAAAAACAAUGAAACAUUUUUGAUUUCUUUUUUAAAAGAUUUUUUUUAAAUGUAUUAAUUGCAUAUUUUAAACGUUGAUUUAGAAGAGUGUCAGCUCUGGGUGCCACAUUUGUUUUCUAUAGACUGUAAAUUGUAGAGGUUUUAAUUACUUUUAUACAAGGUUACUAGUGUGACCCUAUUGAGUUUGGAUAAAGUAACUGAAUGUAGGUUGUGCUCCUAAGAUGUAAAUUCAAUUGAGGCCUGGAAUUUUGUUACUCCUGCGCAAUAAAAGGAAAGGAAAAGCUGGAGGAAUUAAGAAACACUUCAAAAACCUAAAACACUUUAACUUGGUAAUGUGCUUUGUGUGUGCAGAGUGCGUUUUUUUUUCUUCUUCUUCAUGUUAUAAAAAGUUCAGAUUUCAAUAGAAAUUGACAUGUUGAUAAAUUAAUUUUGUUAUACCCCACUGGCUGUCAAUCAAUGGCUGGUCCAAUUAUUUCCUUGGUUGUUGAGCUCAGUGGAGCUUAACUUGAGAGGCAGCAGUUUGUCCAGAGCACCUGCUUUGCAAACACUUUUUAUUGAGCUGCAUUGGGCAGUCUAUGAUUAGACAGCUACAUAAAAUCUGGGCAGUGGAAGAUGGGAGGGCUUACAAAUAAGGUAAAUAGAGAUCUGCUGCUUUUGCAAGCUGCUUAGAUAUACCACCAAUGUAUUAUAUUAUAUGACUACUCUUUAUAUUACCACUUUAUACAUGUUUGCAAGCAUUUCUGAAAUGAACUGUAGAGUAGGGGAAAGAGUUACAGAACAUUCUAAUUUUCUAUAGACUACUAGACAUGUACAAUUAAUUUCAUUCCGAAUGUAUAUUCGGAAGAAAUUCGUUACAUUUGGACAUUCGGGGGCAAAACAAGUGGUUAGGGUCCAAAUCGCUGUACUUCCAAAGUGCCGAACCAAACCGAAUGCCAUUGGUCCAAAUUGCCAAAGCAGACGCAUUUUGUUGCUUACCCGAAUUUCCGAACCCAACCAAAUUCUUUGUCCAUGCAGAUCUCUGUAGACUACCAAAUGCAUGUAAAUGCAUUGUAUGUAACCAUUUAUCAGAUAAAACCUUGGUAUUUAACACUCUGCAAUUGCAAAAUCACCCAAUCUCUUUUGUGUUCAAAUUCCUAUUAAUAAGUGCAAUGGAAUGACAUUUUAUUUAGAAAAUCAAGCAAGAAGUCUACGCUGAAAUUGGGGCUAGGGUUAAUGUGCACAAGUUUUUAAAAGUACUGUGCAAUGAAUAUGUUUUGCAUGUGCUAUAAAUUCAGCCAUUUUAGAAAGGACAAACUAGAUUCAUGUAUAUAACAAUACUGGACAUCUAGACUAUGGUGAUCAUACAAAAAAUGUAUAAAAUAUAUAUGCUCUGGUGUUUGCUUAAUGACUUCCUUUAUAACAACACUGUUUCACCUUUUAAGGAAUGCUGUUUGGGAACCUUUUAGUUGAAGCAAUCUAGUAAUGUCAGCUGACGGUAAUUCAAGAGGCUUUUUUACUGUACAGAUAACAUACAUUCUAAAUACAGUAGCUCUUCAGAAAGUCAACAGCUUAUAACAGUGUAGACAAUUGGCAGGAAUGACAAUAACAGUAUCAGAUUCGCUGAUCUCAUACUGAUUUAUGAUACUAAAAUAUAGCCUUUAGCAGAUUUUGGGCUCCCUUCCGUCUGGGAAGGCUAAUGCCUCUCAUCUCCUGUGUCAGGACUUGGCUUCAGGGAAGUCUGUUGAUGGCUUUUUAAUUUGUGUACUAAGGCUGGAACUAAGAGGUUUGAAAGUAGCUCAUACAGGAGGUUGGCAGCAUGCAUAGGUUUAUCAUACAAUUUUGUCCAAUGAAGUAAAGUAUCGUUUUUUUCGUCACAAAAUUAUAUUUUCGUACUAAACUCUAUAAUUGGCAAAUAGAUCAAUAUGUACAGAUAUAGCCUCUGUUGUAAUUUUGCAUUUAACAUAAGUUUGAUUCUUACCAAUGAUUCAAAAAAUCAUGAACUCCGGAGUGAGAUUCUGUGUCAAAAUUAAAAGCAAAACUGAAUUUAAAUAUUUGUCCAGUUCAGCUACUUUUUCUAUAAUUUGUAAUACACUUUUAACUUACUUUGAAUUCCCAACAAUUCACACUAUACUAAUUAAUCCUGAUAUAUUUUUAACAGCAAUGCAAACUCCAUUUUGCUAACAAGAAACUUAAAUUCAUGAAGAUGGGUCUGUCAUGUAUGCUAUACUGAAUCAUGUGGCAAUAGUCUCCAUUGAGAGAAAUAGCAAGGCAUUUCAGAUAUUAGGUGCGUUAAAGGCUACUCCAUGCACAAUAACCACUUCUCUGAUUUUAAUUGGUUGUGGUGCUUGCUAUCUGUAUGAAAAGCAACAAACACUGAUAUUAACACAUCUGCUAAAAGAGGUGUAACACCACCACCUGCUAUUAGAUUGGGGUGUCAGCCAAGAACAAGAUUUUCCCGGUUGCUAAUGUGAAUCCUGUGUAAAUUAGGCAUCUGACAAGGUAAGGUGAGAGAUGUCAGCCAAGGAGGGUCGGGUGUUGUCCAGACGAGCAACGGUUACUUUGUUAGUUUGUCGUAGCUUGUCACUUAUUUGGCAAUAAUAUCAAAAGGGGAGUGAGAGAAGCUAAAGGUCUUCAGAUGACUUUACCUGUAGGGUGAUAGGAUCAUUUAUAGUACUUGAUACAUACAUUAAAAAAAAAUACAAUAUUGAUUGAGAUCAAACAAGCACAGUCAACAAUUGAUGAUUUUGCUUACAUGUUUCCAUAGUAGACAAGAGUGUAAGUAUUAAGACAUUUGGUUAUUAAAAUAAUAAAACCUUUUCAAGUCAGCCUUUUUAAAAAGAUGUUUCAAUGUUAAGAGGUUAGUGCACACACGUUGUAAGGGGAAUACUCCCACCAGGGUGCUUCAUACCAGGAGGGCCACAUUCCCAAGCAGAUCUAAUAAGAACUAGUACACAAGUCUGGGCACACCAGAUAGUUGAAGCAAGCAGUCUGUUAAAAGUCUGGGCCUUUUACAAGGUUGCCGAAACAUUAUCUUAUUUUUAUCUUAACGUUAUUUUUUCUGUACUCCAAAUAUUGCAUUCUUAAGGAAAGUAUCAGGUGUGCACAGACUCUAGUACAUGUACAGGUGUUAAAAAGGAUAAGGGGAAAGGUUGCCCAAAACAAUAUUAUAAGUAACACGAAAAACUAUUGCAACAUAGAUAGAAUAAUAAAAAUUGUAAAAAGUGGGUAUUGUUAUAAAAAAAUGUCCAGAAUAGAGAUAUAAUCUUGCCAGAAGAAAUGGUAUCCCCACCUAGAAUUCUUUGGAGUAGUCCUCACUGGAACAGAAUAAAAACUGAUGCCAGUCAGUAGAGACGUAAAAGAAUAAAAUAAUAAUAAAAGAGUAAAAUGGCACGGUAUUUUUAAUUUUUAUCAUUCUAUUUCUAUAUUUGCUAUAUCCUGUUGCCAUAGUGUUUCAUGUUGCUUAUACGCAUUAAAAUAAUGUUGUUUUGGCGCAACCUUUCCCCUUAUUCUUUUUUACUAUUGUAUUUAUUCUGUGGUGCUAAGAGGGAGCCCCACAUUCUAAGGUGUGCUGCUGUCACGACACUCCUUAGUUGAUUUGUCCUCGUGCACUACCCACAUUCACCACUAUCUUUGUCUGGCACUGUUCCUAAUUUCUUUUCAUUAAGCACUUCACCUGGUACUUGUUUAGCACCUAUAUAGUUUGGUUUCUCCCCUCCUUGCCAGAUCAUUGUCUCUUGUCCUCUGUUUCCCUGGUUCCUGGUUCCCUGUGAUUCUGGAUCCUUGAUCCUGCAUACUGUUCCUUUGUCCUGUGUCCUGCACCUCCUGGUCAUUGUCCUAUGUCCUCCUGAUCCUGCGUUCCUGUGUCCUCCUGGUCCUUCGUUCCUGUGCCCUCCAAUCCGGUGUUCUGGUUCCGUGUUCUCUGCCUUCUCACCAGUGAUCCUGACCCUGCAGCCUUGUUCAUUUAUUCUGCUAGUGACCUUGAUUCCUGGUGCCAGUAUAUUAGUCUUGUGACUCUGGAUUUGUGCCCUACCUACUACUCAUGGUAACUGCACAAUCCUGCCCUUAUACCAAAGGACUGUUUCAGUAUACGUUGCCUGCACUAUUCGUGCUUAUCCUGAUUUAUUGUAUAUAUUUUGUGGCAUUGUAUAUAUAUUGUUUUGUUUUGUCUUUUGGUUCUCUGAAAUAUAUAUAUAUAUAUAUAUAUAUAUCUUGAUUUAACCUAUUCAUUUGUGGCAUUUAUUUCUUUGUUGUAUUGGUUCCCACAUUUAAAGGGACAGUGUUGUUCCAGGGCAGCACCCCUUCAUGUCAUUACAGCUGCAAAUUGGGUUCCUAACAUAUUAAAGAACCUUAACACCCAUGCAUGAUGAUAUAUGAAGCAAUUUCAACUAGAUAUAAAAAGAGCAUAAAUCAUGCACAGAUAAUCUUCUUUUUUUUUUUUUAAACAUAAAUAUAUAAAUACAAUAACAUUACUUUUAAAUGCACAAAACAUGCAUAGUACAUUAAUCUUAAACUUUCUAAUGCCUACUAUUGAGGUGAGAGUUCAUUAUUUGUUUCCCUUUCAUUUGCUUAGUACAAUUAUUAAGACUACCAACAAAGUAAAGUGAAAUUUUUGUUCCAAAUCACAAAAGAGUGGCAGGUGCACAUAAGUUUAUAUCAGACUCACACACCUAAGGUAUUCUGUGAGUCAUGCGUCAAGAGUGUAAGCUUCCUGUCAGCCGCAGGUGGUAUUAUGGUCCAUUAAGACACACCCCGUGAAACAUUGUAAGUUACUGGUUAUAAUGAGUUCUUUGUUAUACCAAAAAAUAAUCAUCGUUUAAUGUAUGCCUUUAGUGUGAUUAGAAGUUUAUUUUUCUAUAGCAUAUGACAAGCACUCUAGUCAGCCCUGAUCUUCAGAGUUCAUUCUUGUUACCAAAUGAGAUCUAUUGUUGACUCCUGGGACUGAAAUAUUAAAGAAUGAUGGCUCUUUUGUUAUUAGUAGAUCUUUUGCUUGGGGCCUUAAAGUGAUGAAUCAUAGGUGCAUCAAUAAAUCAGUCAGGGAAAUAGACCAUUAAUGAUUGGCUUAACAUUUUAGGACAGCAGUGUAUAUUUAAAAAAUAAGAAUAAAAAAACUGGUAAAGGCACAUCACCUAGUGUUGAACACAACAGAACAAACAAUAAAUGAAGAUAAAAGGUAACUGAAUAUAGAAAAUAAUAAUCAACAUAUAGGAGGGCUGCGUCACAUACAGAUGAGCGACUAAUCACUAGAUACACAGUAAGAACAAAUGUAGGUAUGUGAGCGCUCCAAAUAAGAAUUCAUUACCAAUUUUGAACUGCACUCCAGAAAACAGCAACUACCAUCAUAUAAAAAAUGAUAAUGAUAGCAUGGGAAAUACCAAAUGUACGGGUAUAUAGAUAAUUCAAGAUUACAUAAAAACUGAUCAAUAUAAAAUCGUAUAGUAAAAUAUACCGUCAGAUUUUAGAUCAAUUAUAGUGUACCAAAUGUCAAAAAGAGUAUUUGUUGAGCUAAUAUCAAAUGUUAAGACAAAUGGGUAAAAUCCCGCUAUGCCUAAAUGACAUAACACAUACAGACCAGAUGGAUACAAUCGUGCAUAACCUUAAUAAACGUAAAAUCCACAAAAUAAGACACAUCAGCAGCUACAAAAGUGUCCAGACAGAAAAGUCUAAAACCACAGUGGGGGCCCUCCUGCACUGAUGGUAAUGUGAAAAAAUAAAUAAAAAUGUGUACACGUGGAGAAAAAAAAAAACAAAAAACAAAAAAAUAUUAUCAUAAAAAGGUCACAUAAAAAACAAGAUGUAGGGUGUAUAUCACAAAUACCCAAAUGGACUCACUAUCCCGGGGGGAGGGAGCUCUGAAACCCACCAGACAACAAGGUCUCCGCUAAUGUUGCUGCAAUGGAAUAGUCCCCAAGCUUGAAAAAGCUCUGGGGGUGAGCCAGUGAGAGGUUGGGGGAGCACACCAAACUACCCGCCACGAGAUAGGGUGUAUGUGUCGAUCCGGUAGUUGCAAUUGCCGGGAAUCACUCUCGGGUCGUAAAGGAGACCAAGCUGGAGAUGCAGUAAAAACGAACAGCAGAUAGUCUACACAUUUUGUCCCGUAUGAAGUACUUUUUCAAGACUGAAAUCUGCUGUACUCUGUAUGGGUAUAUAUACCCUCAAUUAAAUAAAUAGUAGUAAUGACAUCAUCAAUUAAACAUUGUGGGGCAUAUUGCCUAAAUGGUACAUUCAACUUGAAAAAUAAAAAAUGAAUAAAAAUAGGCAGAAAGAAGAAAUCACAAUCCUAUCACUGGUGAAACAGUAAAAAAUAUUUUUGUAUAAAUAUCCAUCAUCCACCACUACCAUCAAUUUAUUUAUAGUAAAUCUCAUGAACCAAACUUCAUUCCCUCUGCACCUAGAUAUGUAUCAGAGAAAGGAAGAUCUAAAAUAGAUUAUUCCUAUUUGUUAGGGUUGUCAUAAGGACGAUUAAUAUUGUAUUUGAAAAAUCAGGUGUAACCACAUAUAUCCAUACUAAGUGUAAUUGUAAUCUAAACAACAACAGAACUAUAAGGAGAAUAUAUUGAAGGGGAGACGUCCCGGUCAAUACACACAUACCUCAUUCGCCCAUUCACCACCAAUUAGUUAUAUCAUAUUGACUAUCCGAGAAACAACCAGAUAGUUCAUGAUGUAUCAUAUAUUCAUAAAGGGAUGAAUUCUAGAGCGAAAAAAAGGAUCCUAUUAUAAAGACCAAAAAAAAAAACAAGGCUUCAUUUAGAUAUCAAGAGGGACCCAACUAGAAGUCAAUUUUAGAAGACAGGUAAAUUUAAACAAUAUGCUCUAGUUCCUCAUUUAACCCAUGAGGGUUAAGGGUGUUAAGUUGGAAGAUCCACUUAGUUUCAGCUGUGAUGAGGGCUUGUUUUCCUUUGGGAAUAUUAAACUUGUUAUUCUUCUCUGGAAUAUGUUCAAAACCCAUAACUGAUAUAUGUGCAGGGUUGCUCUCAUGGGCUAGUUGGAAGUAUCUGGCAACUGGGGAUUUCCUAUCUUUGUUCAUAAUCGCUAGUCUGUGCUCCCUAAAUCUAGUUUUAAGUGCUCUAGUGGUCUGACCUACAUAUAAAAGUCCACAUGAGCACGUCCGCAAGUAGACCGUAAAUGAGGUAUUACAUGUGAUCCUCGAAUGUACUCUAUAGAUCUCAUUAUUAGAGAAAUCAGAUUUCCCAUGGCACAAGAAUUGACAAGUUAGACAUCUGGUAGAGCCACAUGUAAAAUUCCCAGAUCCAAGAGGGAUCGAUGUGUUGUGAGGUCCUAUCGGAGUGAGUUUGGAUGGAGCUAACAAAUUUUAAAGGUGUUUAUUUCUCCUAAAUGUCACUCUGGGUGAUCCCGAAAUACUAAACUUCAGCCAAGGGUCCAAUAAUAGGAUUGACCAAUCUUUUUGAAGGAUAGAAAUAAUCUGAUCAAAUGCAUUGUUGAAUAUUGUGGUAAAUAUGGGACCUUUAUUUUGAGUAAUAUCCUUUGUACUGAUGCUGAAUUUGUUCCAGAGCUUUUUCCUCCUUUCCGGGGUUUGGUUAUCCAAAAGUGAUACAAUCUCCCUAUGUUUGGCCGAUGUAGGUGGUGAUAUAGUCAGACCAUACUCAUCAAUAAGAGAUACAAUGCGCGAGCUCCUGUUGAGGUUUCUUGCUUUGCAGUAAGCCGGACGAAACCUAGCAAGUAGAAAAUAAUCUUUAAAAUACUUUCUAAAGUAUCCUUUUCAUAUAUUUGACACUUUAGAAUGUGAAUAUACAAAUACAACAAAUAUAUCAGCUCAGCAUGGCGGGGCUUGUUUAUUAAAUAAUGAAUUGUGGAGAAUUUAAAAUUGAUUUGGAAAAUUGGGACUAAAAUGAAACGUGAGCUGAAUUGGAGAUUUUUUGUAGCUCUGCUAUUUAAACCUGAAAUUUGCAGUUUGAAAUUUUAUAUCACUACAAUUCAUUACUUGGUGGAAAAAAAAAUAUUUGGUACCUUGUUGCACCCAGGACAUACUUGAAAACGAUACUUGCUGGUCACUCUAAUCUAGUGCUCCCCGGGCCAGUGCACCCUAACCCUAAGGUGGCCGCCUGUGCCACCUUAUGGAUGCGCUGGCCCUGAGUGUGACCAUCUCUAUAAAAGCCAAAGUUUUUGCAGUUUGCUGUCUAGAGCACUCAGGAUUUUAUGUCCCGAUAUGUAGAUGUAUUAUUCAAAGAGGGUGUGAUUUAUUUUUCCUAUAACUGUAGAUAAUAUACAUAAAUCAAUAGGCAUUGCAACAGAUGAAAAGUUUACGCUAAUGUUCAAAAUACUUGAAAAGGUAAGUACUCAUGAAAUAUGUUGUUUACUUAACGUCGAGGCAGAAAAGUAAUCAGACCCUCUUUAGUAACUUUGAAUGGUCUUUUGAGACAUAAAUUGUCGUAAAGGAAAUGUAUAUCUAAAAUGUGCACUGAGGAGUUUGUUGAUAUAUUCGCUCUGCUAAUCUAAGUAUUAAACUGUAUUGAAAAACAAUUACAUAAUGUCCUAUUUUAUAUGCAUGUUGUGUAAUUGCAUUGAGUUUAGUUUAAUGGCAAUAUUGGAAGCAAUGUUGCAGUUUGAAUGAUUCCCUAGAAAAAUCUGGCAAUAGAUAUUUUACUCAUUAAGGCUUUAAUUUCCUCUUUAAAGUGCCUUAAAUUGAUUAUUUAAUAGAACUCCCCAAUACUAUAAUAAAUAUAUUGAGCUUUAUUGUACAUUCUUAACUGUGCCAAGUGUGAAGGUCCAACAAUAAGUACAGGACCGGAGUUCCAUUAAGUAACAAUACAUUUUAAAACUUCCUGUUGAAUCACAGAACAGCCUUAAAAAUGUCUGCAAUUCGUAAAACUGUUACAAAAUAAGAAAAACCACAGACUUGAGUGCUACUGUCUCAGUAAUGGACUUUCAGUAAUAACAAAAUAAUAACUAAAUGUAGCUGAUUUGUCUUUGGCACGUAUUAAUAUUCUUAUUCGUAUGGGAAAAACACGAAAAAACAUAGAUGUAGAGAAUCCGGGUAAACAUUUGGAAUAAUUUGUUUUCAUUUUUAUAGCAUGUGAGUGGACUUCAUGAAUGGAUGGGUGCAGGGAGACUGGAAUUAAUUUCGGUUAAUCGGGCCAACCAGAGGCAACAAUACAGUUGUCAAAUCGGCUAUAUUGGUCUAAAAUUUGCAAUUUAUGUGUCAGUGCUCCAAAAUUCCAACAAGCUCCUAGUUGGACACUGACCAACAAAAGAGUUGUCUUCUAAGAUCUCUGGUUCUCUUUAGGGUACAUUAUGAUCUGUAUGUCUUGGAGUCAUGCAAACAUCAGGUCAGCCAGAUAACGUCUGGAGGGCCUAGGUUGGGCCAAUAAGAUUUAAAGGCUCAAAGGGGAUGGUAACGAAGUUGGAUGAUUGCGUGGAAUGAAAAUGAUUUCUGAAAUAAUUCUUGUACCCUUCCCAGUUUAAUAUUCAGAAACAAACCCAGGAGAUUUUAAAAUGAAUAUGCUAUUUAUCUGGUGUUUCACAGCAAGCAGAACAAAAUAUGCAUUUAUCUAGAAGAUGUCAGCCAAUAGCAAUGAACCAUUGACCUUCCAGGGGUGGAAGAAGCAAUUACAAGGACUGCGGGGCUAGGCAAUCCAGUUGUGACUUCAUAGGCUACCAUCAGCUUUUAAAACUGGACUUGGAUAAAAUGUAUUUCUUUCUUCUGUAAUUCCAUCCAGUAGGAGUGGGAGAAUGUUUGUGUCCGCUCCAGAUACUAACCAAAAGCACAUAUCCAUCUGUCUGCUCUGACUGCAGAAAUAUGCUCAAUUUAAUAAAUAACAAUGUUAAGGGUGUGUGGCUUAUGCGAAAGAGCAUAUUUUUUACUUUUCAUUUACUGCUCUGGUAUGAGAAAGUACUUAUUAUAUUAUAUCCCCUGGCUUUUCAUCACAAACCAUACAUAUUCAGCUUUGCCAUUUUUUCCCCAGACAGAUUUUGUUAAAGACUUUGCAUCGUUUUAGUAACCCUUCAUUUUAUAGUUCAUGUAUUAAUGUCUUAUUGGAGAUAGCUAUAAGCUUUAGUUACCAGAGCAUGUUAUGUGACAUGAGAACUAUUUCAUGCUUUUAAGAACCUAUUUGUGUUCUGCUUGUAUUGUGUUCUUGUUAAAGUGCACCUGUCAUUCACAGUCAUUCAAAGCCUACUUUGCAUAGAAAAAGGAUAUAUGCAUUGUUCGAGCCUAUCUGACAGAAGUGGAUGAAUGAAAAACAUAGUGAUGCAAAGUUUGUACACUUAGUGGUGAGUAAGUGCAUACACAUACAGACAUAUUAUCAAUGCCAUUAGAGCUGCUUACCUGUGCAGUGUGAUAUGGACCUCUAGUCUGACUAUAUUAACCCCUUAAGGACUGGACUGUUUUUGCGAUGUUGUACAUUUGCGACCAGGCAUAUUUUUACACUUUUGUGGUGUUUGUGUUUGGCUGUAAUUUUCCGCUUUCUCAUUUACUGUUCCCAUACAAAUUAUAUAUUGUUUUUUUCAGGACAAAAGGGGCUUUCUUUACAUACCAUUAUUUAUAUAAUCUCAUGUAUUUUAAUUAAAAAAAAUAAAAAAUAUGAUGAAAAAUUGAAAUAAAUACAUGUUUUUUGACUUUUACUUGAAAAAUCUUUUACUCAUCUACAAAAGCGAAUGAAAAAAACUGCUAAAUAGAUUCAAAAUUUUGUCCUGAGUUUAAAAAUACCUAGUGUUUACGUGCUUUUUUGCUUUUUUUUGCAUGUUAUAGGGCUAUAGGUACAAGUAGGAUAUUGCGGUUUCAAAACAUACAUUUUAAAAUUUAUCAAUAGUGACAUUGUAACACUAUUAUCUGUCAUAAAUCUCUGAAUAACACCCCACAUGUACAUAUUUUUUUUAAAGUAGACAACCCAGGGUAUUCAAUAUGGGGUAUGACCAGUCUUUUUUAGUAGCCACUUAGUCGAAAACACUGGCCAAAGUAAGCAUUCAUAUUUGUUUGUGUGUGAAAAAAGUAAAAAAACUAAAUUGAGCGCUAAUUUUGGCCAGUGUUUGUGACCAAGUGGUUACUAAAAAAGACUGGACAUACCCCAUUUGCAAUACCUUGGGUUGUCUUCUUUUGCAAAUGGUAUGCCAUCAUGGGGGUAAUUCUCAUUCCUGGGCUACCAUACGCUCUCAAAGGCAACGUAACCAACCUGGCCAUUUUCAAUGUAAAAAUAUUUGACCCAUAUAUUUGACCUGGUAACUUUCAAAAAUGCUAUAAAACCUGUACAUGGGGGGUACUGUUUUACUCGGGAGACAUCGCUGAACACAAAUAUUAGUGUUUAAAACUGGAAAACGUAUCGCAACAAUUAUAUCAUCAGUAAAAGUGCUGUUUGUGUGUGAAAAAUGCAAAAAAAGUAACUUUCACUGACAAUAUCAUCACUGUGAUAUGUUUUACUGUUUUGAAUCACUAAUAUUUGUGUUCAGCGAAGUCUCCCGAGUAAAACAGUACCCCCCAUGUACAGGUUUUAGGGUGUCGUAGAACGUUACAGGGUAAAAUACAGUGCUAACAAAUUAAAUUCUCUGGAAUUUCGGCCUGGGUUGGCAGGCAGGUCCCUCAAAUUGCAAUCAAUAAAAUUACUGAAUUAUGUAAAAAUAUUACAUAAAUACGCACGUAAAAUUUAAAUAUAUAUGCAUAUUUAUAUAUUUGAAGUCUACGUGUAUAUUUAUAUAAUUAUUUAUGUAAUUUUGUAUAUGGACGUAUGUAUAUUUCUUAUUAUUUUUAUUUAUUUUUAUAUACAUAGAUAUAUAUAUACAAAUUCAUCUAAGUGUAUUUUGAUAUAAAUAUAUAUAUAUUAAUUUUAAAAUACAGUUAGAAUAAAAUUUCAUAUAGCUAUAUAAUUUUUUAAAUUUUUUUAUUAUUAUUUACAAAAAAUUAUUUAAUUUAAAUUACUUAUUAUUUAUAUUUUAUAAUAAUAUAUAUACAAUAUAGUUAUUAUAUAUAUUAUAUAUAUACGUGUGUAAUUUAAUUAUAAGUGUAUUUUUAUAUUAAUAUAAGUACAUAUUAAUAUAAAAAUACACUUAGUAUGGCAUUAUAUAUAUGAUAUAUAGACAUAUAUUAUAUAGAUAUAAUAUAUGUCUAUAUAUCAUAUAUACACAUAUAUAAUUAUUUAUUUAUUUUUUAUUAACAUUAACUUUAUUUUAUUUUUUGAUUUUACACUAGCAGGGAGACUGCCUGUCAGUGCAGGCAGACACAUGGACACCUAUUGUGACCAUGUGAUCGCUGUGUUAAGCGAUCACAUGGCCACAGGGGUCCUAAUUCAGUGUGGGGAGACUGUCUCCCCACAGCCGGAGCCACGCUGAUCGCCGCCGGGGGAACGACGGCGAUCAGGUAAGUAACGGAAACCGUUAGGACGGUUCAGGACCGUCAUCGGUCCUCAAGGCAAAAAUGCCGAUGACGGUCCUGAACCGACCUCGGUCCUUAAGGGGUUAACAUGCACUGAUUAUUCCUACACAUUUGUAAUCUGAAAUUAUCAAAAUUGCUAGGGUUUUCUGAGUCUACUAUGUUUUAAACUUGUAGCCUCUUGGAAAGAGCAUAGUUUAGUAGAAAUGGGGCCUUGACAGGGCUUGCAGGCAGGUAUAGGUGGAGCAGUACCAGGAUUGGUAAAUUGUGGCUAGGCUGGUGGGUGCAUAUAUAUAGGGGCAGCCAUCUUAGGAUAGUCAAUUUAAUUUGCUCACCAGCAUGGAUUUGUCCCUCUCAACCUUAGGGAGUUGGGUUGUUUUGUUUCUGUCUCGCUUGGUCACAGCAGCGGGGCUGGUAAGGUGAAGGAAAAGGGGGGCAUAGGAGCUUUGGAGUUAAAAAAGGAGAAAGGGGUAGGUAAAACAGAGUGGUGAAAUAGAAUUGGGGUUAUACAGUUGGUUAUGGUAUUUGGAGGUUUUGAGUCCGUCGGUGGCUCAGAACUUUUGGGUUGUGGGAGUAUCCGGGUAUACCCUCACCACUGGUCUGUUAAGUAAAAUAUUUGCACUUUAUUGGUUACGUGUUAAUUAUGUUCAUUAAAAGCUGUGGACCAGGGGGGGCGGAGCCUAGAUUCCAGGCUGAGUGGAUGUGCCAAGACCAAGCUCCUGCACAAAAUACAUGAUUUCAGGGGAAAUCACCCCAAAUAAUUGGCGCAGGACCACUUUGGAGGGCUAUAGUUGUACUGGGGACACCUGGGUACACUCUUGGACACCCAAAUCUUCUUUCUAACCACCCGGGAACCAAAAUUACGUCGGCUGAGGCCUACAGGAAAGCGAGCAGGGGGAGAGACCGCCACUCUCCUCCCUUGUUACCUGGUACAGGAAUACCUCAACCCUCAACUCUCCUACCCCACCCACCUCCCUGGGGAUAUCCCAGACCUCCCUGUGUGCCCGGAGCAACCUGUCUGAACCGACCCCUACACAGCGUGUAUGCACGCAGACUAGAUAGAAUCAUGCAUUUUAGUUGACCGCAAUAGGCUAUCACAACCAGCAUGAUCAAACAAACCUAAUUUCCCUAACAAUACUCGACAUAUUCACUUCGCUUAACAUACAAGCCGUUUGGGAAAAAUCCAUAACUGUAUAUCUAACUUUGACAUAACUAAAUAAUCAGACGACCAAGCUUGCAAUCCAUAUGUUUUCCCUCUCUGUCACUCCUCUGAUUAUUUCUCCUACUUUAACUAUUACAACAGCUGGGGUACCUCAAGCCUGUUUGUACCAAGCUUAUGCACUGCAAAAAAAUUUUGAAAAAAUAAAUAAAAAUUAAAAGAAAGCUGUGGACCAAAUUUUUCCAUACAUAGUAGUGUUGUGUCUUAUUCAGGGGGGUUGGGUGAUUGGUUCGCGAAGUACAGAUUCACCUGCCCAUAUGGCAACACUGCACCUCUCAUGACUAUUAAAGUCUAAAAUUCCUCAUAAAUUCUCUUUGAAUUCGAUGUGGAUUCACACUUUUGUAACAAAAAAGACCUAAUUGACAUCUCUUGAUAAUUGUAAAAAAGACUCUUUCUAAAGUCUAAACAAUGCAUGUAAGGCUUCUCAUAAUAUAAACGUAUGAUAGAAUUGCAAGUAGAAACCAAUGGCACAGUGGCAGAAUAGAAGUUAUUUUAUAUGUUUUGUAAAGUAGAAUACUCUCGAAUUAUUGAGCACCAAUUAAUUCAUGUACUGUAAAUGUGAAUGGUGGAGUCCACACCAGAGAUACUCCAGGACACAGGAUACCGGAACAAAGUAAAAUCCAAUCUUUUAUAAGGUAAAAAGGCCAAAAACCUCUAUAUAAAAAAAAAGAAAAAAAUCUAAAAAUACAGUUAAGUAAAACACGGAUGUAUUUCACUACAAGCUCUCUCAAAGUGUUAGGACUGUGUGGGAUCUAUUGUAAUAUAUACACUACUCUAUAUUCAGCUACUGCACCACUGGUUUCUCCUUGCAAUUCUAUUUUGCAUAUACACUGGGAGUUACUAUCAUUCAAAACCUCCACCAGAAAGCCACGGUUUGCACAUUACCCUAUAAUACUUUGAGUAUGUAUCCUACAUGUUAUGAGACUAUUAGUACAGAAUGCCUUAGUGUAUGUAUAGGUUUGACUGGUAGUUGUUACACUCUAGAUUUAGUGUGGUUUGCGCUGAUUUUUUUUCUGUCUUGCUUAUCACAAGGUGUUGGGCUUGCUGCUGUACUUUUAUUUUUAUACAAACACAAAGAUAAAGCACCGCGCAGGUAACGUUCUCUUUGUUUUUAAUUUUAUUUUUAUAUAUAUUUUUUUUUGUUUUAUACAAGGCUUCGGCCCGAGAGUCAAACCGUUAUACGGAUCAACUUCUGUCUGCAGAAUACUUUGAUAAUACAGUAGCUUAAAAGAGGAUAUUUAACUAGUACCAAAAUCUUAAUAUGUUUUAAAUUACUUUGCUAUGAGCAUUACAACGUUACAAAGUACCAUACAUUAAUAUAUGCUACACCUUAUAAAAUGUAAAUUUUUCAUGAUAUUAAAUAUUUUACAUACUAUAGUGAAAUUGAGUUUGAUUUUUAAGUACAAAUCACUUAUUUAAAUAUGCUCUUUUUUCUAACUCCAACUGAACUGGUGCUGAAUAAAAGUAUUUGUGCUGUGAUUUAUUGACUUUCCCUAUAACCGAACCUUUAUAUAUCUUAGGUGACGCGUUAAGAGAUCUGCACAUUUAUUUAUGUCUAUCUCUGCCUUUAUAGUCACUCUAAUGUUUAAGCAAACAAGUGAAAUGAUAGUUUAGCAGGGCCAUCUUUAAUAUUGAUUGGACCCUGGGCAAGCAUCUGUUUGGGCCCCCUGGGCAUGCAAUCACUCCCUCCACCCCAACCUAGAGGAGAAACUAAUGUAGAGAGUGCCUCGGUGCAACAAAAAAAAAUUCAGGCCUGCCCUGUAGCACAAGAGUAAAGAAAAGAUAGAUCCCCAUCUGUCAUACAACUCCUGCGAUGCUAUGCCAGCUGGGGAUCUACCAUCCUUGCAGGGUUGUAUUUUUGAGCAGUGUUUGUGCAAAUGAAUGUCAGCAUGUUAUUGUAUAGAGUGUAUGUGUGCAUGUAGGAGUGUAUUUGUAUGUACUGUUACCAUUGGAAUGCAGUGGUGUACUUGUGUGUAGUGUUUGCAUUUUAAUGCAGGGAUGUGUGAUUGUUUGUAGUGUUGGCUUUUAAAUGCAGGUGUACUUUUGUGUGUAGAGUUGGUGUUUGUAUAUAAUUUUAGCGUUUUAAUACAGGAAUGUGUUUGCAUGUAAUGUUUGUAUUUGCAUGCAGGGGGAUGUUUGGAUGUAGUGUUGUCUUUUAAAUACAUGUGUACAUUUGUGUGUAGUAUUAGUGUUUCAGCAAACUGGUGUGUUUGUAAAGUUUGUGUUUGCAGGGGUCUGUUUGCAUGUUGUGUGAUUUCUAUAACACAUAUACACAUACACAUUAACACGCAGAUACACACAUGCUCACACUGACACAUGCUCACACCUUGACACAUACUGGCACAUACACAUACACACACACUCAGAUACACACCCUUUGACACACAGAUACAAGCACUUUGAUAUACACACACUGGCACAUACACACACACACUGACACAGGUAUAUACACACACACUCAGAUACACACAUACACAAAGGUAUAAAUGCAGGGGUGUAUAUGUGUACAGUGCUAGAGAUGGAAUGUAGGAGUGUAGUUGUGUUGGCAUUAAAAUGCUGGGAUGUAUGCAUUACCACACACUCAGAUGCACACUUACACACACACUGAAACACACACACAGGUACACAUACAGGUGUAUGAGGUAUACAUACACACAGAAACACUGACACACAGACAAACACAGCCAGAUACACACAAGGACAUAAACACAACAAGAUACACACACAUAUAUGUGUAAAUUUACAUAUUUUAAUCUCUGCCUUCUAGCAGCUCUUGGACAGCAACUCCCAGCAACCUUGGCCAAUAUAAUGUCUCAACUCUGUUCUUACAUACCCUGGUCCAAAAUUUGGCAAAAGUGACAUUUGAAAAUGGUGUACAGCCUUUGAUAACACUUAAUGCAAUAUGUUAAAAUAGAUACUUUUUAAAUUUAUAUUUAAUAGGGAACUGUCAGGUUCUUCUAGGAUUUUUAACAUGUACUUAUUCCCUGUGUGUUACAUUACAAACACCAACACACUUAAAUAAGUGAUAUCAGAAAUUAGCAAAACAAAAAACAAAACAUAUUUAGCCACCCUCCUGUCUCCUUACAUUUUGGGUACAGAAAGGUGGCUUCCCUGGUGUCCAGUGAGAGCUUGCUGGCCCAGGCUGAUGGGAGUCUGCCAUCAGCUUUCUCAGUCCCUCUCCCCAACAAUGCUUGCAUCCUCCUCCAUGUGGUGUGUGCCUCCUCCCCAGCGGCACUGAGGAGGAAGUGAUCAGUUCUUACUGGGAGGAAACAAUCUGACCUCACUUCCUCCCAGCAUGCCCAGGAAACAAAGAGACUCACAGGGCAGUAUGUGAGGGGCUAGCUGUGAGUAUGUAGUCAGCCACCCCCCAUAUAACAGGGGCCCGGGCCGGUCCAGAGCAGUAUUAAAGGGCUGUGGCCCCUGAUUACCUCAGGUGCCGCAGGGGGCCCAUGGGGCAGCUGCCUUAGGGCCCCCAGGAGUAACUGGGCCCGGGGCAGCUGCCCCUUUUGCCCCUCCUUAAAGACGGCCCUGUAGUUUAGUAGUUGAGGAAACUGCUCUCUGCCUGAAACAGUGAUUUUCAUAAAACUUUCUUGAUUUGUCUUUAAAAAGAAAUUACAAAUGCAAAAAUUCUUAUGUUAAUAUAAGCCUACGAAAAUACUCUAGAUUUAUAAAACCCUUUAAAAAAAUGAUCACCAGUCAGACAUUGACGGUGAGACCAAUAAUAUCACAUUGUCACACCUCCUAAAUUUGCACACAUAAACAGGUAUUUGUUCUGAAGAGUGUUACUACUUUCUUUAAGCCUACAAAAAGUUUAUUAUCAGCACUCCUAUGGCUCCCUCAAAGUCACCCCAGGUCUGUGUGCUCCGGGUGUACUAGUAGAGUAGUAAUUACUUACUGAUUAUUGGUAUUUCUAGAUAAAAACUUACGUUGGACUUGAUCUCUCUCACUUAUGUAGUUAUUGAACUUGUGAAUUAUCCAUAUCCAUUACUCACGAUAUGAGACAUGCUCACACUGUACUAAAUGGUAUGAGAGUACUUGAACCACACAGAGAGCACUUCCACAGGCCUCUGCUAAUAAUCUGCCCUGAGAGGUGCUGGUCAGAAGGUUUUCACACCCCUUAUUUGCUCAUUUAUGGCAUUGUCUAUGCCACAGGCGGUAUCGCUGUAAAGAAAAAUAUGGGUAGUCACGGACUGAGUCUCCCAGGGUCUGUAGAACAAAAGAUAGGACUCACUAGUAUGCAGUUUAGCCCCUUAAGGACACAUGACGUGUGUGACAUGUCAUGAUUCCAUUUUAUUCUAGAAGUUUGGUCCUUAAGGGGUUAAAGGCAAAAUUCAUUGAUGGGGAUACAAUGUUUUAUCUCAAAAAGAGCCUGUAUUAGACAGCAUCUCUGACACCCUCCCCCCAGGCCAUUACACCUCUUUGUCCUGGUGUCAUAUUUUCCAACAUUGUGAGAUAUGGUACUAGAGUAUUAACAUGUGGUCAAUAUAAGAAUAUUAUUAUUAGAAAUUUCACACAAAACUAACUGGAAACCAUUUAGGAAAAGAGUGUAGAAUGCACUAGUAAAAUAAAGCAAGGGUUCCUUUUUUUUUGCAAAUUGUUGCAUGUACGUAAUACAGUAAGAUACGUAUAGAAACAAAGUGUGCACCCAAUGAAAUUUUAUGGUUUUUGUAAAGCUAUAAUUAACCAGUUAGCCAGUUAUUUCUUCUGGCGGUGAGCAAAACCUGUAAUCACAAUGGGAAAAUAUCCAUGCCAGCUAAGCUAAGAUAAGAUCAAAAGUCAGCUUGAGACAUUAAAUAAAAUGGAUGUUUUUACCAACUUCUGAGUGUUACUCAUUUUAAUUUACAGCUUUCUGUGCCACUUAGUAAAUAGAGCUGAUACAAAUAAAUAGAAUUAAGGCAGAACUUUUUUUUAACAAUCGCUUCAUAAACAGAAUAUGGUGUCAACAUUUACAACAGGGUGCCUUUAAUAUCUCCUUACAUAUGCUGUAUUCGUCCGGGUACGCCUCAUAUCAAAACAUGUACUUGAAAUAUCUAAAACAAACCUAAGUAUAAACAUAAUAAUACAAGCAAGAUCAUGUUCACUGGUGUGAUUUGCAUUCCGAUAUAUGCAGGUGAUAAAUAGCAUGAAUACAUUUGAUCUUCCGUUUAUAUCCUGUUUUUAUAUCAUCUUUGGUUUUUGUGCAAUGUGUUAUUUGACUGAUAUUGGCAUGGAAGCCAAAAGGGAGAGUCGCAAGGCGCAACUGCCACAGGCUGUUGUACUUGUGGAAAAAAUAAAUAAUCUUUCUUGUUUUAACUGAUAAGGAAGUUAUAGUCUCUUCUUAUGAAGAAUGCUUCCAGAAAUGCAGAUAAACAGGACUCAAAUGUAUUUUUGAAGAUAAAUGCGAGAAGAAUUAAAGUGCGUUUUGGCGAUGAUGAGUUGUUCUUGUUAUACUAAUGCAUGAAAUGAGAAAAAAUACAUAUUUAUAAAUAUAUUGUACCCUAAUGUCCUUAUAGAUGCUACCCAUACUUCAAAGGGUUAAUGGUGCAAUGAGUACAGUAUUAGCCAUGACUAUAUUCGUACAUGGGUAUAUUAGAUUUGCUGAAGUUGUAAGUUGUAAACCACUUUUUUUGUGUUAGUUUUUUGCCUUUGUUUUGUAUCAUUUUUUUUAAUUAAAAAAAAAAUUCCACCAUCAACAAAAAUGUAUUAACUGAAAAUAUAAAUAUCUUUUCUGAUAAUGCUAUAGUAUGGAUGUUGCGUUCAACUCUUUAUAAUGUAUUCUUAUAUGGGACCAAAUCAAUUUUGAAUUUGAUUUUACUUUUCCCAUUUUUAGGUUACCUCAGUUAUUUGAAUACAGAAAAUGGCUUAAAGCAUGCUCAAUUCUUUUUUUACAAUCUCACUGUGUAUAAUGCUGUAGACCUGUUUAAUACACAUGUACAUAAUUUUGGGAAUCUGCAAUAUGUGUAUACACAUGUAUAUUGCGUAUGUCUUAAAUACAUUAUUACACCGCAAGUUGAUGUGGUGCAUACAUACAUUGAGCAUUACUGUAAGAUUGUGUAAUACUGAAGAUUUUGGAGACACAAUAUUGAUGCACAUAGUUUAACUGAUUUAAACCUUUGUCCACUAGGAGGAUCCCUUGUUGAGGUCUCUACUACCACAAUAAUGCAUUUUUAUUAGUGAUAGGUUGCUUUGAUUUGGCUUGUUUACCCAUAGUUCCUGCUCUCCGGGUCCCGACUUAGCUUGGUUUUACCGAUUGUCUUUUAUGCUGCCUGACCUCAGCUAGUCUCUGACUAUUCAGCUUGUCUCAUGCUUCGUGUAUUUCACACCUCUAGGAUAUUCAUGUUAAGCCAGAUGACUCUAUGGAUCACUAAUAUGUAUCCGUCCUUUUCAGUUUUGACCUAUUUAUUGUACGCGAGGUUUAGGUAUUUCCUGACUGCACAAUUCUCGUACAGGCUACACAUUUUGAUGGGUCAGACAUUAACCCAUUGCACCCUUGUUCAUCCCAUGGCUUAUUUUUCACAGUUCUACAUUUAAAAUGACUUUCUGUAUAUGUUCCUGUCAAUCAAAAAAUAGAGAAAUCCCUGCUAAGCAUUUCUAUCUUUUCUUAAGAAAAAUUAAUAGUCCCAUAUAAAAAGUUGGAAUUUGUAAAACAAUUUACAUCUUAGGGACCUAAAAUCACUUUUCCCCCCCAAAAAACCAACCUAUUUUCAGGUUCAUUAUAUCUGUACUCCCUCUUCUUUCGGCACUUCUGGGCACUCCCUUAUCAGACACUGCGCCAUUGCUUACAUCACCAUUGUAUUGUCACACAUUUUCUGUUAGUCAGUUUUUUAAAGCAUACCAUUGCUAACUAAGGUCACGAUUUUAAUAUUUUUGGAUACGUCUCCAAAAUGAUGUAAUGAUGUAAAAAUAAAUUUAUAUAUAAAUAUAUUUAUAUUUUUUGUUUUUCUUUUAUUUGUAUUUUGAAUAAUUUAUUUGAAAAGUUAAUCCAAAAUGUAUUAAAUCAUCAUCAUCUUAUACAAAUAUAUUAAAUUGAGGUCCCACAUUUGAACGGAUUAUAAGAAAAUGAACUUCUCAUUAUCUUGGCGGUGGAGUGAGGAGUGAGAAAGAACCACAUUUCUUUUCUUUCAACUUGCUCCGUAAAGGUUUUACAAAAGCUUGAGAGACUGUACCCCUUGUACAGUGUACCACAACCACUACAAUAAGCUAAUGGUUAUGGUGCUUAUUGUUGAUUCAAACAACUGCACUUUUAAUUUAGCUUGGUGAUAUGUUUAUACUGUACAUACCUUUUAUAUGAAUUGGUGUUAGGACUAUGGUUUAUAUAUUCAAGGAUGAAACUGGCACAUACAUUGGGAGGAGUUACACUCUUGGCCAGUGAUUGCUGUUCUCUUGGCAAAUCCUUUUCAGGAGAGUUAGCUAGAAGGUGCUAUCUGGGAGUCCAUCUCUCUUUUAUUGUGGAUAGACCCAAACUGGUAUCUCCUAGUGCAUGGUUAGCAAACUUAGGCACUCCACAUGUUGUAGACUACAUCUCCCAUGAUGCUUCGCCAGCGUAAUGGCUGUAAGAGUAUUGUGGGAGAUGUCGUUCACAACAUCUGGAAUUACUAAGGUUGCUUACCCGUGUCCUAGUGCAUCCCCGAAAAUAGAGACUCACUAGUUUUAGUUACACCAUACAUUACAUUUUUUGACGUACAAUGUGUCAACUCCACUAUGCAGUACUAUAAUGGGAAACAUUCAAAUAAGGAGCAGAUCAUGUAGCAUACAUUAUGUAUGUGUAUGAAAAUGUGUUUAUCUAUGCUUACCUAUCUAAGAUAAAGUUUAUUUAUACCUUAAUAUGUUCUCAAAGAUAAAAUCUAUUCCUGUGCAAUAUACUGCAUAAUGCCCAUCAAAGCUUUCAAAACAAACAUUUUAAGGAAACGGAUCUCUCUUUAUCAAGUGACAUGUUAAUACAACAAAAAUUUCAGUACUCACAUAGUUUUAUAUUGAGUCACUAUUUUAAACAUUACAAUACCAAGACCUAGAGGAAAAAAAAAAAAACCUAAAGUUAAAAAAUCUAGGGAGAUGAAAUAGGGGGGGUAAUAAUAAGAUGCUUAACAACUCUAUUUCAAGUAUAUAACCUUCUAGUUUAAAUGGACACUGUAGGCACUGUAACUGCUUCAUUGAAGUUGUUAUAGUGUCUGGCACCAUCCUUCCAUUCAGCGGUAAACGUUUCUUCAUGUUUUAAUGCUAAACAAGAGUCAUCGUUAACACCUUCAGUAGAGGCUGGACUUUGGCUGGCCAAGGACACUUCUUUAGUAUUUAACUGCUUUAAAAAGGGGCUUAACACUAAAUGGAGGGACAGUUGCACAAGACACUAGCCAUUAUAACUUAUUAACUGUGAUGAAAUGGUUGUAGUGUCUACAAUUUCCCUUUAAUAGAUGCACAUUAAGCUCCAUGCAGGUAAACUCUGUCUGCCUGUGGAUCCCCCAUCUUUUGAUAAAAGUAUCGGUACCCAGUUUCAGGUUAAGAGUUCAUCCAUCAUGCAAGGGUAUCUGAUUUUAUAGAUCAACAUGUGGGGUGAAGGAACAAUGUGUCUCAAUCUUUCCAUCCAUGCUGAUCUCACAGUUAAAGUGACUUUACUAACAAGCUUAUUGCCAUGUGGGGUAAGGGUGUGCUUCAGCACAGAGAGGAGUUUAAGCCAAAGGUAAAGGUCCAUCAGCUUGUGUUCGGCAAGUUUAUUUCAGAAAACACAUUUUUAAUCCUAACCCGGCUUGCCUGCACUUGGGAUACACCCACCAUUUGAGUUAAAAGGUGCCCUACCUUCCCAAGGUAUAUCUAACAUUGAUCAGUUGGAAUAAAGCCCAUUUAAUAAAGUUGAGCCCUGUAUUUUUAAAGUUACAUUUCACCUCAUUUGAAUAUUUAUGGAUCUAAUAAAAUGUCUGAUUCUGAGGUAAUAAAAUGCAAUAUAUGCAAUGACUGUUCAUUAUUUCAUAUUUUUACCAAAAGCCGAGUGUAGAAAUAAACUCCUUAAGCAAUGUUUUUAAUCUAAGUCCAUUUUUCUAUAAUGAAAAUGUAUUAAUAUAUGAACUGUUCAGUGUAAAGCAUAUAGCAACAUAUUUCUUGAAAGAAAUGAAUAUUAAUCAAACAGGAUAGGCAAACUAACAUUUGCACACUGACAUUUUCUUUCUUUGUGUAAUUUUUAUACAGGUAUAUUAUAUGGUACUGCGUCAGUCAGUACAACGAGGCCAAGAUGUCUUCCUAUUCCAUCAAACCAAAGACUAUAAAACAACAUGGGGAUAGAGGUCUACAGUGUCCAGCUGGUGAGACAUCAACAGCUGUGGUAAACAUGACAGAACAAGAAAACCAAAAUCGAGUCCUACAAAGUAACACUAAUUAUAUGAAGCUUUCUGUAUGA
Messenger RNA from Pelobates cultripes (western spadefoot toad), 57371 nucleotides. Lineage: Eukaryota; Metazoa; Chordata; Amphibia; Anura; Pelobatidae. The record is from the annotation of a GenBank genome assembly.